AUGUGGCGGACUCUCCUUCGUUGUGGGUUUUCAAAGCAGAUGAUGAUGAUGAUGAUAAUUUAUUAUUUAUACCCCGCCCAUCUGGCUGGGUUUCCCCAGCCAUUCUGGGCGGCUUCCAACAAAACACUAGAAUACAAUAACCUAUUAAACAUUAAAAUCUUCCCUAAACAGGGCUGCCUUCAGAUGUCUUCUAAAAGUUUGGUAGUUAUUUUUCUCUUUGACAUCUGAUGGGAGGGUGUUCAACAGGGUGGGUGCCACUAUCGAGAAGGCCCUCUGCCUGGUUCCCUGUAAUUUGGCUUCUCACAGUGAGGGAACCGCCAGAAUGCCCUCGGUGCUGGACCUCAGUGUCCGGGUAGAACGAUGGGGGUGGAGACGCUCCUUCAGGUAUACUGGACUGAGGCUGUUUAGGGCUUUAAAGGUCAGCACCAAUACUUUGAAUUGUGCUCGGAAACGUACUGGGAGCCAAUGUAGGUCUUUCAGGACCCGUGUUAUGUGGUCUCGGUGGCCGCUCCCAGUCACCAGUCUAGCUGCCGCCUUCUGGAUUAAUUGCAGUUUCCUGCUCACCUUCAAAGGUAGCCCCACGUAGAGCGCAUUGCAGUAGUCCAAGCGAGAGAUAACUAGAGCAUGCACCACUCUGGAGAGAUAAGUCCUUGCUCGGGGAUUCUGGAGCUGCAACGCAGGGAGGGGUGGACUAGAAGACCCCUGGGGGUCCCUAACCAACGUGACGGUCCAUUUGGCUGCCCUGGCUUCUCUUGCUCCAAAGGGGGCAGCAGGUUUUUGGAGGUCCGAGGCUAGCAAAACCCUGCCAACCCUGGAGGGACCCCCAGAGGCCGGGACCCCUAGCACCCCUCCAGCCCAGCGAGGGGCGGGCAAGGCUCCGCUCGAUAGCAUUGUCUGGCCGGGUUCACCCCCCCAGCCCCCCAGCAGCGGGAGGAGCCUCCAAUGAGCCGGCGAUUGGCUGGGCUCCGGCGGGGAGGGGGCGCCCGAGAGAGAGGCCGGCGGGGGCGGGGACUCCUCCCCGGCAGCUGCGAGGAGGGGAUCCGGGCGGCGGCCGCCGUCGUCUGCUGCCUGCGAGGACGCCCAGCCGCGGGAUCGGGGCCCGGGGAGGGGCGCUCCCGGUAAGUUGCAGCCGGACCUCGCCUGGUGGAGGGAGGGGGCGCAACAAAGACGCACGCACAUUCCCCGCCCCCGGGGGCCGAAAGACUCUCCGCAUCUUCCGACGGCCGGACAGAACAGACCCACGAGGUGCCUGGGGGCGGGCGGGCGGGGGAUGCUGCCUGGGGAGAAUCGGCCGAAUUUGUAAGGAACCCCCACUCCGGAAGAAGCCCCUUUAGAUUCGUGGGCACCCAACUGGGCGAAGGCGGCUGCUCUCCCUGCGCCCUUCUUGGAGUUGGGCGGGACUGGCGGGGGGGUGUGUGGAUCCCCGCAGAACCCCCAGGAACCCCGCUCCCCACUGCUUAUCCCUGAUCUAUCCGCUCAUCCCCAACCGCCUUGCUUCCGAGUAAACCCGUCUGGGGUAGACGGAGAAGCGACCUAGAGAUCUGGAGCCCAUCCUUCCCGGAGCGGGGCGCGGAGAAGAGGAGGGUCUCCUGCGCAAGCAGCUGUUCAGAUGGAGGAAUGAAUGAAUGGGAAUUGAGGGGAGGAGCGGGCCCCUUUGUGGCUCCCAUUCAUUGCGCUGGGUGCUUAUGCAUUGCAGGCAGGAUCGGGCCCAGGACGACUUUCUGACACUCUCUGGGAGGAGAGUGUAGUUAGUGGUUAAGAGGAAACAGUUUGUGCUGCUGUUUCUGGCUAGGGGUGGGACAGGCCAGGACUCCUGGGUUCUCUCUUGAGUGGGGUGAAAGAAGAGGAUAUUAAUUAAUUAAGAAAGGCCACCCCAGGGACUGGGAAUUUGGGGAGGGGAUUCCCUUACUCUAAGUGGGUGACUCCUCCCUCCCUCCCCAUCGCUUUGUGUCUCUCUAUUCAUCCCUCCCCGUGAUGGACUGUCGCUGCCUUUGUGGCUGGCUGUACCAUCUCUGCCCGCCCCCCUCCCCGGGUAAUUUGUUAUCUGCCACUGGGACUCAGAUUCUCAGCUCCACAGAGGAUGAGGAAGUGGGUUGGGAGGGGGAGGGGCGGCUGAAAGAGGAAGAAAGUGGGGCUUGUGAGUUUUGCAAAGUGCUUCACUACGCAUAGGGGUGAGUCUGUCUAUUCCUGUUAACCAUUAGCUUUGGGGGGGGGUUGGACUUUAGCUGGGUGGAAAGAGAGCUUGCCUGUUACUCUUUUAGGUUGUACCCCAGACAUGCCUCCUAAAUGCACUGGAUUGUUAAUUUGGGUGUGUUCAGGCCCUCUCCCCCUGCACUUAAGUCCCAUUGCAUCUGAUGAGGUAGGCCCAGUCUCAAUAAACGUCUACCAGUUUUUUUGUUAGUGCCAAAAGAUUCUUCUCUUGCGAUGGACUUCAUUACCAUCUACAAACUUUUGCUUUGCUUCUCUUCUGCCUGCCUUUGAGAAUCUCUCAAAGUCUUUCUCCCAUUUUGUCCAGCUCUAGCUAAUAACCUCCAGUAUAACGUUUAAGGUUCAGCAAGAUCUCUUCUGGAGCACCACAUCUGCAUAUUCUUAAUCUGCUCUGUCCCUGAAGGGUAGUAUUCAAAAUAAUAAUAUCCAGCUCUGGAAUCUCUGGCUUCCAAGUGCAGAAGAAUCAGUUGCUGGCUGCCCCUUCUUCAUUUCUUCCUCCACCAAGACUGUGUGAAAGAGGGGUGGAGCACCACAUUCUUCCCUGAUAGUUCAUAUGUGGUUUGUUCUCGGUUCUUAACUGAUUCUGCAGGCAGCACAAACCAACAGUUCUUCUGUGUUCAGUUUUGGUGGGCAGCAUGAACAACAUUUAAUUCUCUGACUUUUUCUAGUGAUCAGGUUGUUUUAGGAGUACUAAACAUAUGCAUUCCUAGCUUCAGCUUUUUUGUGUUCUAAAAGGAACCUAACAAUCUUGAUAGCUCUGCCAUUAAGACUCAGGCCUUCUCAAUUUUCAUCUUGUUACUAAGCAGUUGGGUCAGAGAAGAUGCCAUUCAGCGGUAGAACACAAACUUUGCAUGUAAAAGGUCCCAGGUUCACUCCCCAGCAGCUCCAGUAGGCCAAACCUAAACAGACCGGAGAGCCCCGCUUUGUUUAACAAGCCCCCCACCCCCAGAGGAGGACUCAUGAACCCUGGAAACACACUUGGGUUCAAUGUACUCUGAUCCACAUCUGGGGACCUGCUUUGUACCCUUUCAUAGCUUUGCUGCUCUUGAAUUCCAUGGCAGGUGGGAUAGAAAUGUAAUGAAAUAAGCAAGGAAUGGAUGCUAAACUAAAUUCUUCUACAAAAUGAAUUAUUGCUAAAUGCUGAAAAUCUAGGAAAAAAGAUUUCAGAAGAGUUAAACAGUGUCUGGAAAACCUUAAUGAGGCUUAAGUGAACAUGCAGCAUUAAGCAGAGAGAAGCAUUUUUUGUUCCAAGCUGGGCUCGUUUCCUAACUUUUGGAAGGGGAGAUACAAAAACCAAAUGCUCAAGCUGAUUAAUUUCCUUAUUAGUGUGCCAGAGGGUUCCGAGUAGUAGAUUUGCCCACUUGCCUAGCACAAGUGAAAACUAGACCCAGGCAACCAGGCAAGGAAACUAUUUAUUUACAAAUUAGAAAAGGUUUGCCUUUGCCUUCCAUGCUAUUAAAGUGCCCAGAAAUUGCAAUAUAUGCAUAUUUGAGCAGGCAGACUAAUAAUUAGUUUUGUUGGCUAUGAAUUCCACUUGGACAGGUGGAAUUUAUUUGCAUAGGUGCACCUGGAUGGUGCAGUGGCUUCCAGUGAGAGUUUGUGAGCUCCCACCGGAAGCCGCAGUCGUAUGACCCCAGCAGUGGCAAUGGGGGUGCCACCCCAUGUGGGGUUCUGCAGCCUGAGGCAGCCACUUCAGUCUGCCUUAUGGGUUGGCCAGCCGGCCCUGAUGCAGCCAAAAGUCUGGAUUCACUUUUUAAGGCUGUGGAGAGCUAUAGAACUACGGCGAGCAAGGGAACUGUUAGAAGAGAGGAAACAGGAGAGAGGGGUCCAAGUGGACCCUGGUGCCUGCAGCCAUAGAGACCUAACGGAUGGGUUCAUUGAAACAGAAGGAAGAAAGAUCAGUGGGAGAGUGCAGGGUGGGUUUCUAAGCCAAGGAUUUGGGAUUCUUGGCAGAAGGGUGCAGGGAACCGCAGCUGGCAAGAGGGAAGGCAUUGCUUGCGGAGGAAAGUCCAGAGGCAGAGCCAAAGGGGGCGAUUUCCAGAACUGUGAGGCUGCAGCACUUCUGACUUUAAGCAAAGAGCCCCAGGGGGAAUUAAGCCACCAGGGCAGAAACUGUAUCCUUCCUCGAAGGGUGGCAGUGUGUUGUUGUGUGCUUAAAUUUGGCUAAAAACAACUUUUGAGAGCCAUGGGGAAAUCUGGCCAAGCCAAAGUAUAUUCAGUUCCCAUUAAUUUUAAGCCAAGUCAGCGGCAUGCCCGAGUGCCUAAGGCUGCUGCAAGAGUAGGAACUUCCCCUGUUGAGCAAAGCAAGACUUGAUUGGCACUUGGCAAUGUGGCUUUCCAUAAAAUGUUGAAUCGGAAGUUUCCUAUCCCUGUUUGAAGAAUAGUAUUGGGGUUUCGUGAAAUUACAUCGUAUUUUUAUUACUGUGUGCUGCCCUGGGAUCCUCUGGAUUUAAUUCAAGCAAUUAAAUAAAAGUCACCAUGCAAAAUAGGGGGAAAUGUGUGCAUGACUGAUCUGCAUAAUUUGCCUAAGCUGCAGAAAGUUGUCUCCAGCUGAGAUGGAGGCGGUUGCUGGAAGCCACAGGUAGAGAGAAGGCUCUUCUGCUCACAUCCUGCUUGCUGGUUUCCCAUGGACAUCUGGUUGGCCACUGUGAGAACGGGAUGCUGGACUAGAUGGACCAUUGGCCGGAUCCAGCAGAAGGACUGUUCUUAUGUUCUUGCUUGCUCUUUGAGAAGGAAGCCUUGAAUUUUAUGCAAGAUCCGCUGCUGGGGUCUUCCAGCGCUGACAUGCUGUUGCUUCAUUAAGAGUGUGUUAGAGAGACUGGCUUGCUGAGUUGCAUCUGGGCUGGAUUUAAGCCCUUGCUGCAGAUUGCCACAGACCUCCCAGUCAAGCAGCAAAAGGUUGGGGGAGGCAUGUGGGGGUGGGCUCACCUCAAGGCUUCGCUUAUCUGAAAGAAGCUGCAGUUCUCAGGCCAGCAAAGAUGAUGGAUACCAGUCCAGAUCAACCAGGAACCUGCUUCCUUUCUGUGAUCGGAUGUAGCAGCACAAAUAGAACUUCUGUCACAUUCAGCUGCUACCAUCAGGUGUCAAGAAACAGAGGCAUGCAUGUGUGAACCAGAUCCUUGUGUGAAGCAUAUGCAAGAUGCAGAAUAGGGUGCAAUUCACACUUCUAUUCUGGGACGUGGGUGGCACUGCGGUUUAAACCACAGAGCCUAGGGCUUGCCGGUCAGAAGGUCAGCAGUUCGAAUCCCCGCAACGGGGUGAGCUCCCGUUCCUCGGUCCCAGCUCCUGCCAACCUAGCAGUUCGAAAGCACGUCAAAGUGCAAGUAGAUAAAUAGGUACCACUCCGGUGGGAAGGUAAACAGCGUUUCCGUGUGCUGCUCUGGUUCACCAGAAAUGGCUUAGUCAUGCUGGCCACAUGACCUGGAAGCUGUACACCGGCUCCCUUGGCCAGUAAAGCGAGAUUAGCGCCGCAACCCCAGAGUCGUCCGCGACUGGACCUAAUGGUCAGGGCUCCCUUUACCUUUACCUUUACAUACUUCUACUCAGGAUUGAUUGGGCACCAUGUAGGGAUCUUCUGACAUGUAGUGUUAGAGCAUGGGUAGGCAAACUAAGGCCCGGGGGCCAGAUCCGGCCCAAUCACCUUCUAAAUCCGGCCCGCAAAUGGUUCAGGAAUCAGGGUAUUUUUACAUGAGUAGAAUGUGUGCUUUUAUUUAAAAUGCAUCUCUGGGUUAUUUGUUAGGGCAUAGGAAUUCAUUCAUCCCCCCCCCCCAUAUAGUCCAGCCCCCCACAAGGUCUGAGGGACAGUGGACUGGCCCCCUGCUGAAAAAGUUUGCUGACCCCUGUGUUAGAGUAUCAGAUUAGGACCUGUGAGACCAGGGUUCAAAUUCCUACUCAGCCAGGAAGCUUGCUGGGUGAUCUUGGGCCAGGGUUGUUGGAGAAUAAAAUGGGGAGGGGGAGAACUAUGUGUGCCACCUUGGACUUCUUGGUGGAAAGAAAGGUGUGCUUUGAAUGUAAGAAAUAAGAAAUCUUAUACAGGAAGGGAGUGUGUGUGUGUGUGUGUGUGUGUGUGUGUAUGUAAGCCAAGAUGGUAAAUCUGUUGAAAGUACAGAAUUAAAUGAUUGAAAGUUAGUCUCAGCAAACAGAUGCUUAGUGCCAUUUCACUUCCCUCUUGAUCCUUUGCCCUGGUGCUGCCCAGGGGAGCUGAGCACCACUGCUCUCCUGAACGGUCUGGCAGCCAGACUUUGGAUUAGGGGCCAAUUUUGCUGCUGCUUCACCUGGGUAGCAGCUGCUUGUUUGCAGAGCAGAUGGCCUUGCUGGGAUCAAGAAAAUAGUUUUAAAGUUAUUUUUAGUUUGGAUUAUGGCUUUCGUGGGGGGUGCCAGUUUGGCCCCCAAGAGUGUUUAUGUAUGUGAAAUGGAAGCAAAAUGUAUUGUGGCUGAUCAGAUCCUGCCAUUUAGGUUCUCUUGAUUCCAUAAAUUGGGAAACUGAUGCCAAAAGAAGCCUGUUUCUCUUGUGAGAAAGCAGGCUGGGGUCUCCUUUUUUGAAAUGGGAGCUGUCACUUCAGAGGAUGGGCCUGCAAGCUCCCUGGGGGAGGCAGCCCAGUCCUCAAAGGUGCCACCGCAUGGCAUGCCUUCGUAUGUCUGCCCUUGGCAUUUCUUUCUGUAGGCAAAGGUAACUCUCUGGGAAUCACAAGGAUCAGAAAUUCUCUCCCUAAGGCCAGGAGUCAUGCAACCCCUCCAGCUGUCCCUGUUUUCUGAUCUCUGCUAGAUCACUGUCCUGGAUUGGUUUUUGUUUUUACUCUUAGCAACAAAACAAAACCUUGUAAAAAUGCUGCUAGAUUUGAUGCUGUGUGUCGGUUUUCAGACGUCUCCCUGCUGGAGUUCCGAGUUGGCCAGCAAAUGCAUCUCUGCUACAAUUCUCUGGCUUGCAGCUUCCUGCAGCCAGGUGCCCACCAGAUGUUUCAAGCUGGGGUUGCAGACAUGCUGUACCUUUGAAGCACAUUCAAAGCACAUUUCCCCCAUCAAAGAAUUCUGGGCACUGGAGUUUGUUAAGGAUUGCUGGGAACUGUAACUUUGCAACUGCAGUGCCCGGAAUUGUUUGAGGGAAAGGAUUUGCUCCAAUUGUGCUUUAAAGGUAUAGUGCAGGCAUAGGCAAACUCACCCUCCAGAUGUUUUGGGACUACAACUCCCAUCAUCCCUAGCUAACAGGACCAGUGGUCAGGGAUGAUGGGAACUGUAGUCUCAAAACAUCUGGAGGCCAUAGCUGUCAACCGUCCCUUAUUUGGCGGGAAAGUCCCUUAUCCCAGCUCUGUGUCCCGCUGCUGUCCCUUAUUGAUGAUGUCCCUUAAAUUUCCCGGGUUUCAAAGGAAGCAGCUCCUCUCCCUCCCUCCCUGCCGGCCAGGGAGGAGGGAGGCUUCAACUGUGUUGCUUGGCUGCGUUGCUCACCCAAUAAGGAGUCUAAGAACGACUGGGGGGGUGGAGCUUACAUGCCUUGUGCUGAUCAAAUCGGCCGCGUUGCCUAGGGACUUGCCUUUGCUUAGCACUUCCCAGCGGAGAGGUGACGGUGGUUUUCCUUGCUGCAUCCCCUUUGCCGGGUUGCUGCGCUGUGGGAACCACCGCUUGAGGCUUUGUUUGGCUGCCGGCUGGGCUUUCUGCCUUUGGCUUGGAGGGGCUCAGAAGCUGAACAUACCUGUGCUUGGAAAACCCCUUAUUUUGGCUGCUGAUCCCUUAUUUUGGAGGCUGCUGGUCCCUUAUUUUCAAAUCUGUAAGUUGACAGCUAUGCUGGAGGGCCGAGUUUGCCUAUGCCUGGUAUAGUGUAUUACACAGCCUACAACUGCCAUCCGUCUUAAGUCAGCAUCAACAUGCUCCCAUCAGCCCCAGCAUCUUACAGUUGUGUUGUCUGAAUCUGAUCAGAGUUGCCGCUCAGAAUGUCCCAAAGGUGCCUGGUUGGUGGAGCCCAGGGUCGUGCAUGCGGCUGAACACUCAAGAUGCCAAUCAAUGCUCACUCUGUCGUUGUGCCCACACUUCAGCUGCUGAGCUGCCUCUUGGGCAGCUAGUAACUUAUUGCAGGAUGAAUAGAUGUUGGUAGUAUAUCUUUAACCUAAGGAUCAAAUGACCUCUUGGCUUCUAAAGGAGUUGAGCAGAAGCGACUGUUACAAAAGUGUGUGUCUGCAUAUCCAGCACUCACUCCCUUGUCCAAAAGGUUGGCUUAUUAUUUGUCAUGAAACUGACGGUGUGUGUACAUGCUGCUUCAGAGAGCAAAGUUACAGUAGAAGCAGGCAGCAACUCGCACACUACAGACACAGCUUGAUCUAAAGAGGACAAGGAGGUUCCUUGUCAAAAGCCUAAAGAGAGAAUGUGUGGCAUUUGACACAGACUCAGCUAAAAGUACAGCAACAAGGGGAGAGAGGAGCGGAUACCUGGAGCAAAGCUCUCAGGCUGGUCCUUGAGAGCACAAAGUGAAAAGGGGUCCAUAUUGGAGCUGUUAGAGCUGACAAACCAUUGAAACUGAAAGUACUGGGGCCAAUGUUAGGUUAUGGAGAAGGGAAGGGGUCUUUUAGAUGAGUAAUUCGGUAAGAACACCUUGAUUCCUCUGUUUCAUUUUUCAUUUCUUACAAGUUCCUGUCUGCUAGUUAUUCUGCUUACCUGACUUAGUUUGUAGUUGAAAGAAUAUAAUCCUAGUGAGAAAUGACAAACUGGUUUAUCUUUGUUUGUUUCCUGUCUUCUAUGUGGAGCCCAUUCUUUUUAGAGGAGAUGUGAAUUAAAUUUUGCUAACAACAGAUUACUGUGCUGAUAUUUACAUAAAGUCUUGAGAGAUCAGGAAGCUUUUCCAGGAUGAUAAGGACUCUUAUCAGGGUCAGGAAAGUCCAUUGAGGGGUUUAUUUUAAAUCAAGUUUAUGCCAGCUGUACUGAUGCCAUGAUCUGCAGUAAUAAAACACUGGAAAAGUUCCAGUUGGCGCUCAUCAUUACACAACUGAGUUGUGCCUUUGGCAGUGGGUCAGGGUGGGAGGAAGGCUCUGAGCCUUGGGGUGGGAAGAGGGAGGCGACCAGGACAUCCCUGGAUUCAUUUAUGAAAUGCUGGUGGGUCUGGUUUCCUCAGUUCAGCCAUGGGACUGUCCAAAGCCCUGUUCAGCUGUCUGGUUCCCAUCAUGUGAAAAAGCUUACAGGAAAGUGUGGGGUCAGCCCCCUCCCUUCGACAGCCCCACACCAAGCACCCAGUGUUAGUCUGACAGAGUGGUCUCCUUUUCCAUGUCCAAGAGAAGGAACCUCCAUCUCUCAGGGUUCCUGUCCCCAUGUUGGAAGCAAACACACCCUGCUUCAGACUGAGCCACGGCCAGCACUGAAAGCAGAGGUUUCCACUGUUGAGGACCUCUUUGUGCAUUCAGAGUCUAUGGGUAGCCCUGACUGGCCAUGGAAGCCAGGGACCUGGGAGACGAGGGUUUGAUUCCCCACUCGACCAUGAUGCUCACUGGGUGACCUUGAACCAGUCACUGUCUUCUCUCAGCCUAAUGUACCUCACAGGGUUGUUGGGAUUACAUGACAAGUGGGGAAACCGUGUACGCCACCUUGAAAAAAUGCAAGAAGUAAAUGGGUACCAGAAGGGAGGUGGGUGGCGCUAUGGUCUAAACCACUGAGCCUUGGGCUUGCCGAUCAAAAGGUCGGCGGUUCGAAGCCCUGUGAUAGGGUGAGCUCCCGUUGCUCGGUCCCAGCUCCUGCCAACCUAGCAGUUCGAAAGUACGUCAAAAAGUGCAAGUAGAUAAAUAGGUACCACUCCAGCAGGAAGGUAAAUGGCGUUUCUGUGCGCUGCUCUGCUGUCGGUGUUCUGUUGCGCCAGAAGUGGCUUAGUCAUGCUGGCCACAUGACCUGGAAAAACUGUCUGUGGAGCAGACAAACGCCGGCUCCCUCGGCCUGUAAAGCGAGAUGAGCGCCGCAACCCCAGAGUCGUUUGCGACUGGACUUAACUGUCAGGGGCCCCUUUACCUUGGGUACCACAUGCCCGAACAAGGUGAUGGUGUGUGCAGAAUAACCUCUUUUAAGCAGGGUAGCGCGGUGUGCUGUGGAGUUUAUUUUUGUGCUUCUGCACGUUGUUCCACACCUGGUGUGGCUGGCCUCUUUCCUCCCCUUCUCUUUCCUCUAUUCCUUCCUCCAUCGCUCAUCCCUGGGCAGCUGGGAGCUACGCUGCCAUGAGGCAGAUGGAUGGUUCUGUGUCUCCAUUAACAGGAGAGAGGCUGACAAAUGGAGCGACUUUCAGCAAGGCCAGAUGGGAAGGGCUGCCUCCAAGAGCAGACCGAGAUGGAGGAGGGUGGCUGAGGAGGCGGGGAGAGAGGGGAGGCCCAGUGGUCCUGCUGAAGGAGGAAUGGACGGCAGGCGUAACAGCUGGUCCAAAGGCCAAUGUCACUCUAGGUUGGAUUAUUGCAAAGCUUUGCGUCCUCACAACACACCAGUGUUUGCACUGCACACAAAGGCCCCAACAUUAAUUGUGUGGCUUUUUAAAGCUUCCUCAAAGACGCUUAGGCAGGAGGCAGCAUAUGUUGUCUCCCCAGCGGCAUUUUAUCCCCAUAACUGGGGGGGGGGAGAGGAACUGUGGCCCUCCAAAAAAUUUUUAAAUGCAUGCACACACAAAGCGAAUGCAGAAUCAGCCCUGGUGAGUAAACAGUGGGCACUGGGCUGGGUGACACCCAGCUUCAUGGCUGAGUCAUUUCAAGGUGGGCAGGCCGUGCAAAGAAUUCAAAAUUUAAAACAUCUCUUGCAGGUAUUUUGAUUUCGUCGAUGCUCCUUAAAAGGUCAGAGCGGCUCACAAGAAUGAAAGCAGUGAUAAAAACGUAAACUAGUUGACUAGAAAUUAAGGCCUUACAAUAGCGGGAAACCGGCAUGCACAGAUACAAAGAAGUCAUACUUCACGCAGGGCGUAGUUGAACCGUGGAACUCCCUCCCACAAGAAGUAGUCGUGACCUUCAGCUUGGGUGGCUUUGAAAGAAGAUGGACAAAUUCAUUGAAGAGAGGGCUGUUGAUGGCUACUAGCCAUGACAGCUGCUCUCUGCCUCUGCAGUUGGAGAUAGCGAUGUUUCUGAAUACCAGUUGCUGGAAACUGCAGGAGGGGAGAGCGCCCUGCUAUACUAGAUAGGCCCCCAUUGGCCUGAUCCUGCAGGCUCUUCUUGUGUCUACACACAUACCAGUUAAAAAGAAAGUUCUGUUUGCCUUGUAGCUCCAGCCCUCCUCCUCCUUUAGCUACACCCAUUUGGGACCACUCUGCUCCUCUUUUCCUACUGGAAAUGGGCCCGUGGUCUGAACUAGCACCUUCUUCUGCCCCUGCUUGCUUCUCUUUAGUGCAGCUGCUUCCAAAAUCUCCUGUCUGGAGGGAGAGAUGCUUCCUUGCACAGCUGGCUCUGCUCCUUCCUCCUAACCGGUGCAGUGGAUGCUGAGAGUUUGGGUUGCCAAAUAGAAUUAAGCUCCCACACCAGGACAUCUGGAAAGAGGCAGGAACUCAGCUGCUUCUGAUGGAAAUUGUCUCUGCGAAUCAUAGAAGCCUUGGAGCCUUAUCUUUGAGGGGUCCUUUUGAGCAGGACAUGUGAGCUGUACUUUUAAGGGUUGGGGGGGGGGGAGGUUCUUUCUCAAGGACCUCAGUGCUGCUUUUGCCAGCUCUGAACCUCUCGUUGUUCUCCAGGGUGCAGAAUGGGGGGCUGGGGUUUCCUCCACCCCCCCCCAAUUUUUUAAAAUUGUUUCCCCACUUUUAUGACAAAUAUAACAUAUCAUACACACAAAAGAAAAGACAUUACAAUACUAAAAGAAAAUAAAAAGAAAAAUAUAAACACUUAUUACAUCUAGAACCCAUUUUAUCUUUCAUUGUUAUCUGACUUCCUCAAAUCCCCCCUAACUGAAUUUCAUUGUAACAGUUUUCCAAAAUCGUCUUUCUAAUAAAAUUAAAUCCUUCAAUUUACUAUCUUCUUCUCUUUUCUUAUUAGUCUAAAUCCAUAGUUCUUUACAACUCCUUAUUCUAAUCCUAAGCCUAAUUGAUACUUUCAAGGGACUUCUAAUGAUCUUAUAUUACAAUAUUUAGCUAGAUAGUCUUUAAAUUUCUUCCAAUCUUCUUGGUGUUCCUCCUCUUUCUGAUCGCGGAUUCUUCCAGUCAGGUCAGCCAGCUCCAAAAAGUCCAACAUCUUCAUCUGCCAUUCUUCUACAUUUGGUAUUUCUUGAGAUUUCAAAUUUUUAGCUAAUAGCAGUCUUGCCGCUGUAGUGGCAUACAAAAAUAAUCGUAACAUCUUUUUUGGGCAAUUCCAGUCCUAUUAUUCCAAGUAAAAAGGCUUCUGGUUUCUUAACAAAUGUAUUUUUCAACAUUUUUUUCAACUCAUUAUAAAUCUUUCCCCAGAAGUCCUUAACCUUGGGACACUUCCACCACAUGUGAUAAAAGGUGCCUUCUUUUUCUUUGUACUUCCAACAUAAAUUAUCAUUUGUGUGGUAAAUCUUUGCUAAUUUUACCGGGGUUAAGCACCAUCUAUACAUCAUUUUCCUAAUGUUUUCUUUUAAUACCGUACAUGCAGUAAACUUAACCCCUUUCUUCCACAACCUUUCCCAGUCUUCCAACAUUAUACUGUGUCCAACAUCUCUUGCCCAGGGGUUUCCUGACUUGGUGAAUGACUUGACAGCGGUCUGUAGAAGCCCCACUCUGGUCCCAGGUGUCAAGGAUGGAGAAGAACAAAUCCUGCAGAGCAUCUGGUGGGAGUCUUUGGAUUCCUAGUAAACUCUCUGCUUUUCAGUCCAGCCGAGCUGUUGUCCUCUGCUCCCUGCACCCACCCACCCCAAAUGCACACAGGAAACCCCAAGUGUAUCUAAGCUCAGGGCUAAACCAGGCAGGAUGUGGGAGAUCUAAGAUGCAGCAUUUGUGACUUUCUAGUUUAGAGAAAAGGCGAGUAAGACAUGACAGGAGUUUUUAAGAUGAUGCCUGGCAAAUCCUCCCCCUGCCCCAUUCCCAUACACCUGAGCCAGUGCACUGCUAGAGAUGGUUUUGCUGUUCCUGGCCUGAUUAGGACGUCUCUCCAUCUUGCCUGCUGAGUCCCCAUCACCCAGCAUGACCCGGGCAGUGCCUUUGGCAAAGACUCUUGGCUGAGAAAGCAGACAGAGAGGUAGUCAGCCCUGGCUGUGUGCUUCCAGGGGGUGUCUUGCAUGCGCUGCUCAAGGGGUGUGCGCUGGCUGUGCCCCUCCCCGGCUGCAUUUGUUUAAGGCAGCAAGCCUCAGGUGGAGCACUGUGGGAGAGGUGGCCUGCCCAAGUGCCCCCUUGGCUUGCUUGUGGCCCUCAGGUGUUGGGGAGGGCAAAUGGUUUGUUUGUUUAUUACCUGCCCUUCACCCUAAGGUUUGAGCAUGGGUAACAAUGCGGGUGGCGCUGUGGUCUAAACCACUGAGCCUAGGGCUUGCCAAUCAGAAGGUCGGCGGUUCAAAUCCCUGCGACGGGGUGAGCUCCCAUUGCCUGGUCCCUGCUCCUGCCAACCUAGCAGUUGGAAAGCACGUCAAAGUGCAAGUAAAUAAAUAGGUGCCACUCUAGCAGGAAGGUAAACGGUGUUUCCGUGCGCUGCUCUGGUUCGCCAGCUUAGUCAUGCUGGCCACAUGACCCGGAAGCUGUCUGCGGACAAACGCCAGCAACCCUCAGCCUACAGAGCGAGAUGAGCACACAACCCCAGAGUCGUCUCUGACUGGACAUAACAGUCAGGGGUACCUUUACCUUUACAGCAUUAAAGCACAAUAUUAAUAACAACUAAAAACAACUUACAACCAUCCUCCGAAAGCCGUACAAUGCAGAUGCCAGAUGCACCUUUGCAGGGAGGGAGUUUCACAGCUAAGGGGCCACCACAGAGAAGGCCCUCUUGCCUGGGCCACCACCAUGCCAAGCCUUCUAGGGUGGAGGAACUACCCAGGGGUCCCCCUGUUCUGAUCUUGGAGGCAGCCUCUCAGGUCUUUGGAGCCUGAGACAUUUAGGGCUUUUAAACACCAGGGCUUUUUCCCAGCUGGAACUCAGUUCCGGCACCUCUCAGCAGACACCAUUGCCAUUCUAAGAGAACAAGGGAGGCGUUCAUGGUGAGUUCCGGCACCUCUUUUUCUAGAAAAAUAGCACCGUUAAACACUAAUGUGAGCAGCUUAAUUGGGUCCAGAAACAGCGCAGCUGUUUCAAAAUGGGUUAUAUGAGAUCUAAGUGGAACCCCAGCCAGCCAGCUCCUGUGUUUUGGACUGACUGAAGUUUCCGAAUCGUCUUCAAGGUCAGCCCCACACAGAGCGUGUUGCAACGAUCCAGUCCAGCAAACCAGCCAGAGCUGAAGAAAGGCACUCCCAGCCACCGCUGCCAGUCUUGAAGAGACAACGGCACUGUAGUUUGGAAAUAGGGUGGGGGUGGAGAUAUCAUUUUAUCCUUUGCUUUGUGCAAGUCUUGAGCUUCAUUGCUGAACAGCCCCAGAAGGAGAGGCCAUGAAACAGACAGCUGUCAGGCUGGUUAGGAAAGCAGCUCAGAGGAGGCAGGAAAUUCAGAAUUUCGUCAGCCGCUCUGCUGGGAGGUGGUGAUAUUCUUAGCGCUUCUGUUUUGCUCCCCCCAACCCAAGAACAAUGCUUGGCGGAUGCAGCAGCGGAUGCAGCAGUGCUAAGACUUCUGGGCUUCCUGCUUUGCGUCUUCAGGCAGAUACAAAGAAAGAUUUGUGGACACCUGUUAAGCUACAGCAGCCAAAACAAGAGAUUAUGCCCAGAGGUGGCGUAAGAUGAAAUCCCAGAGAGAAAGGGAAAAGAAGAUGGGGUUCAGAGUGGCAUUCGGCACAGGAGUCAGAUUCAGCACUGGAGAGCUUUGUCUUUCCCUGUUAAGUAUCUAGUCCUUAUGACUUCAAAGAUAUGUGUGAUGCCUGUGAAAAUUUCAGAAGCUGGACGGCUAAUGUGUGGUCAGCUGGAGGGCUUCAGUGCUCUACAAAACCCUUUGUGUCACUUAGCAAUGUACACGUUCAGUCCAAAUUACAUAGCAUAGCAUAGCUUGGACUACUGCAAUGUGUUCUACGUGGGGCUACCUUUGAAGGUGACCCGGAAACUGCAAUUAAUCCAGAAUGCAGCAGCCAGACUGGUGACUGGGAGUGGCCGCCGAGACCACCUAACACCAGUCCUGAGAGAUCUGCAUUGGCUCCCAGUACGUUUCUGAGCACAAUUCAAAGUGUUGGUGCUGACCUUUAAAGCCCUAAACGGCCUCGGUCCUGUAUACCUGAAGGAGCGUCUCCAACCCCAUUGUUCAGCCCUGACACUGAGGUCCAGCGCCGAGGGCCUUCUGGCGGUUCCCUCAUUGCGAGAAGUCAAGUUACAGGGAACCAGGCAGAGGGCCUUCUCGGUAGUGGCACCCGCCCUGUAGAACGCCCUCCCUUCAGAUGUGAAGGAAAUAAGCAGCUAUCUUCUCUUUAAAAGACAUCUGAAGGCAUCCUUGUUUAGGGAAGUUUUUAAUAUUUAAUGUUGUAUUGUUCUUAAUACUUGAUUGGAGUGGCUGAGGAGGCUCAGCCAGAUGGGCGGGGUAUAAAUAAUAAAUUAUUAUUAUUAUAAGUAGGCAGAAUACAUUAUGCCAAAGAAAAGGUAAUUCAUGGAGGAGAGGGCUAUUGGUGGCUUCUAGCCAUAAUGGCUCCUGAAUGUUUUAAUUGUUUUUUUUAUAUAUAUAUAUACAUAUAUAUAUAUAUAUAUGCUUUGUGUUGUUUUGAUUUGUGUAACCCACCUCAAGUGUCUGUCCGGACAGAAGACGGGAAAGAAAUAAACAUAGUAAUUGCAGUAAGGCCUGAGGUGCUGGCCAGUCCAUUCCACCUCCUGUUUCUCAGAAUGGUCUUCCAGGAAAACAAGCAGGGGUGUCACAUUUCUGCACCUUUUGGACUCCCCUCCCUCCCCACUACAAUCCAUGGAUCUGAAACCCAUUAGAGGUCUGCAAAAUCGCCAUUGAAUUGAACGAACGAUUAGCAUGUUCUUUUCAUUUAUCUCAGAAAGUAAAUUGUUGUGUGCUUUAAAGCAGUUUCCCGCCUCCCCUUUCGCCACAGGCCUCUGUUCCUGAUGAAAGACACUUUCCAAGGAUGGACUACAUAAGUGAGAACUACCCGGUCCCUUGUGGGCACGACAAGUACAUUUCAAAGUAAGUCGGAGGCUGGCUGCGUGUUCCGGGCAGACCUUUGUUCUUUGCAGCUGGCACCAAUCCCUGGGGUCUGGUGUGUUGGUGUCUGUGUAUAACUGCAAGCACGUGCAAGGAAGAGAGGAGAGACUUGAGUACCAGCAACUUGCAUCUUAUGCUAAUCAUAUUUAUGCAAUUGGAGUGGCGGGGUGAAUAAAUAGAGAAUGGAGGAAACCCACCAAUUCUUGCUCUCCAUGUAUUUAUGUUCUCUGCACACCCAGAGAGUCUCCCUCACUUUUUCGGGCUUUGGGAAGGAGACAUGAGGACUCAAGGAUGCUCUGAGAGCCCUCGCACCGCCUUUCCAAAGCCUAGUAAGCAAGGGGCUGUCUUCUUCACCGGCCUCUGGGAAAGAGGCACAAGGGCUCUGGGACAGUUCUGGAGGCCGGUAAGGAAGGCGUUGCCUCACCUAGUGGGCUCCCUGAAGAAGAAGAGUUUGGAUUUGAUAUCCCGCCUUUCACUCCCCUUCAGGAGUCUCAAAGCGGCUCACAUUCUCCUUUCCAUUCCUCCCCAACAACAAACACUCUGUGAGGUGAGUGAGGCUGAGAGACUUCAGAGAAGUGUGACUGGCCCAAGGUCACCCAGCAGCUGCAGGUGGAGGAGCGGAGACGCGAACCCGGUUCACCAGAUUACGAGUCCACCGCUCUUAACCACUACACCACACUGGCUCUGGUCCUCCUGUGACCUUCCCAGAGCAAGAUAAAGAGUCCUUUCCCUGUGGGUUGGGGGCAGUUCCAGGGGCUCCUGGCUUCACGUGAUUUUGUGUUUACACACUGACAGCCAGAACCAAAUUGCUGCAUAAGCUGUGAGUUGCCUGUAUGUUGUGAAGCUGUGGGCAGAGGUGAAGUGAGGGCAGUUACAACCAGCCAUUCAUUUCUAGCCUAGAGAACUCCCUACAGGAAGAGGGACUUUGAGUGCAUGCAAUCAAUCUCUCUCUCUCAUUAAAUUUUCUGUUUUACAAUUUCAAAUAUUUAUUUUGCAUCCUUGAUAGAUCAAUGACUUCCCUUCUUCUCUUUCUGUGGUUCAUUUUACAUAUCUUAAAUCCCUGCAUAUUUAACAAAAACUAUACCAAUCAGUAUUCCAUGAUUAUUGCAUCCAUCGAAACUUAUUUACUGUUGAAUUUAUCUUAAUGCUGCCAGCAUUUUCAGCUGUAUACAAUUAUAUUCCAUAUAUUCAAUAAAUGUUUUCCAGUCUUCUUUAAACAUAUGUUCUUCUUGUUCUCUUAUUCUAUAUGUUAGGCAUGCAAGUUGUGCAUAUUCUGUCAACUUAAGUUGCCAUUCUUCUUUGGUUGGGACCUCGCAUGUUUUCUGUUAAGUUGUGGGUUGACAUAGCAGACGACACAGCGAUUUCUCCAAAUCAGCUCUUUAUUUUGUAAGCUGGAACAGAACUGGGCUGAGGAGCUCAGUCAGCCUGCUUAUAUAGAGCUACAGAACAAUUGUAACUGUUGCAACGUUCUAAAACUAUCCAAUCACUGAACGUCACUUUUCGAUCCUUCAUUUGCAUACAAAACUAUCCAAUCACUGAACAUCACUUUUCGAUCCUUCAUUUGCAUAACUAUCUACAGUAUCCCCCUGCUGGCCCAGGGUGAGAACUUCAGUACAUAACAUUUUCCAUUUGGGGGCUAACAAAACAUGGGUCACAGUUGCUGCAUACAUAAAUAACCUUUUCUGACACCUGGGGAUUUCAUUCUGAAUUAUCCCCAACUUUCAGGACUCUGAAAGGACUCUCAGAAAGUGCAUGCCGUUUUCUGAUGGGACAAUGAAAUGUGUGGCUGGAGAAGCAUGUUCUGUGGAACCUUGGCUUUCCUUGGAGGCUUCUCAGGAGAGCCAUGAAAGUGGAGCAAGUUUGGGGUCAGGGGUCAGCUCCAAUUUCCUUAAAUAUUUUACUGCAAAAAGCAGCAACUUUUGGACAAAGCCACUACAUGUGGCAAAGAGAGCUGGACAACUCUUCCAUUUGCUCUUCUAACAGCUCUUGUUCCACAUCUUCCAGAAAUGAACUGUUGUUGCACUUGAAGACCUACAAUCUCUACUACGAAGGCCAGAACUUGCAGCUCCGGCAUCGAGAGGUGAGAAGACCUUUCUACGCAGAGACAAGUUAGGGGAGAAUGUUGUGACCACGGGUGUGUGCCUGGGCAUGAUUCCAAAAAUGAAACUCUGCACCCAAGUCACCAGAACUCCUCGCCUAAAGGAGCUGGGUCCUGCAAACGGUGUAAUGCAUGCAAAAAGGCACAUAGGUGCAUGCUUUUUGAAUUAUUGCAGUGCAGAGUUUACUCUUCAGUUUUAAUUCCAGUUUUACUAUUUUUGGACUGUGCAAGGCCCCAGAACUCUGACACCCCCAGACUCUGGGUUUUUCCUUUGGCCUCCCCCUUUUCCCAACUCUUGAGAAUUCAGCUGCCCAUGCACUUUUAAUGAUGCAUUCAGGAGGGCUGGAAACCUGCUUUUAAAAACUAAAAUGAUCCUUCCAGAGGAAUACAGUAUGAUUGCAUCUUAUGCACGUUUAACUCGCACAGUUUCAACCACAUGCGGUUGAAGGCCAGCUGGCUUAAAGUGUGCAAGUUAAAUGCAAGCAAGGCGGAGAGCUCGAAAGCUCUUUUUGCACCAGGUCUGCUGGCGGGAAAAGCAAUUAAGUGGUAUGUAAAUCUUAGGAAGCAAAAUAAAUAUAGUUGAAACCAGCAUCCUUUCUUUCGGUGCUUGCUUUUAUUUUCACUUUAUAAUACACAAAAAGCAAUGGCAGCAACGGUCAAGAGAAAGAGAAAAGAGCAAACCAAGGGGGGGGGAUAAAGAAAGGAUAUGAGGAGAAAGGAGGGAAUGGUACUAUUCCGAAAGCAGUGUUAUAAUUCCAGACAAUUGUCCUUCAAGAGUAAAGGUAAAGGGUAAAGGGACCAUUAGGUCCAGUCGUGGCCGACUCUGGGGUUGCUGCGCUCAUCUCGCUUUAUUGGCCAAGGGAGCCGGCGUACAUCUUCCGGGUCAUGUGCCCAGCAUGACUAAGAACCAGAGCAGCACACGGAAAUGCCAUUUACCUUCCCGCCCGAGUGGUACCUAUUUAUCUACUUGCACUUUGACAUGCUUUCGAACUGCUAGGUUGGCAUAGCAGGGACCGAGCAACGGGUGCUCAUCCCGUUGAGGGGAUUCGAACCGCCGACCUUCUGAUCGGCAAGUCCUUGGCUCUGUGGUUUAAUCCACAGCGCCACCCGUGUCCCAACCUUGAAGAGUACAUUAUCCAAUAAUGUUUAUCCAUAGGAGCGCAUGAGAAGAGGGGGGCUGCCAGCCCAUGUUCCUUUACCUUAAUGUAUUCAGUAAAUGGAUGCCAAACUUUUGAAAAGCUGUUCUUCAUUUUCAGAUAGCGCAGGGUUUGGGUAUAUUUUGUUAACAUGGUCCAGCUCUGGAGGUAGAACCAGCAUCCUUGGGGCUUGGGGAAGUUUACUGCAGCAUCCUUGGAGCAGACCAGCUUCUGGACCAUCCCUCAGUCCCUUCUCUCAUGUGCCCUCUAGGAAGAAGGGGAGUUCAUCGUGGAGGGCUUGCUGAACAUCUCCUGGGGGCUGCGCAGGCCCAUCCGCUUGCAGAUGCAAGACGACAACCAGCGCAUCCGCCCCCCGCCUUCGUCAUCCUCCUGGCAUUCUGGCUGCAACCUGGGAGCACACGGGUCAGUACACAAUCCAGGGCAUGUUUGUGUGAGUGUGUGUGAGAAAAAUAUCUAGGGGUCUUAGCAGACCACAAGCUUAACAUGAGUCCAGUGUGACGCAGCAGCUAAAGAAAGCUGAUAGUAUUUGAGGCUGCAUCAACAGAAGGCGAGUUUCCACAUCGAGGGAAGUCAUAGUCCUGCUCUCUUCUGCCUUGGUCAGAGUCCUUUGUCCAGUUCUGGACACAACAAUAUAAGAAGGAGGUUGACAAGCUAGAACGUGUGCAGAGGAGGGUGAGCAAGGGUCUGGAAACCAGGCCUUAUGAGGAACGGUUGAAGGAGCUGAGUAUGUUUAGUCUGGAGAAGAGGAGAAUGAGAGGAGAUAUGAUGGCCCUCUUCAAACAUCUGAAGGGCUGCCACAUGGAAGGUGGAGCAAGCUUGUUUUCUGCCGCUCCAGGGGGAAAGCCCCGAACCAGUGGAUUCAAAUGACAAAGAAGGAGAUUCUGACUAAACAUUAGGAAGAUCUUUCUGAUGGUAAGAGGUGUUUGGCACUGGACUCUCUGUCAUUAGAGGCUUUUAUGCAGAGAUGGGUGGCCCUGUGCCAGGAAUGCUUUAGUUGUGGUACCUGCCCUUCAGGGAGUGGGAUUAGAUGGGUCCCUGCCCACUUUAUAAUUCUAUCACCGUGACCAUUUUGUUUUAACUUUUCCUGUGAUCAGGGACUUAAGGGAGGGUUUGAACUCGUGUAAUAUCGGCAAGGAAAGUGGCACCUUGAUGUGUAGAAACAAGGGUGGGGGUGGAUUGGGGCCAGAAACAAACUGAGGAAAUCAUAAACUUUUUUUUUUUUAAAUGGGACGAAAUACCACUGAUUUUCCUGAACACUGGAGAAAUAGACUUGGGUUUUAGGGGCGUGAGUUCAAGUCCUACCCCUGCUGGGCUCACACUGCUCUCUGCCCCUUCUCCUUGGGUAGAAAAUAAGAUACAGCCAAGUACAAGGCUGGUCUGUCUGCAUCUAGGAUCCCCAUGAAGAAACCAACUUGGGAACUGCAAAAUAUGCAGCCCAGACUAUACAAGUGGCACCGUGACCUUGAUUAUUUCUGCUUGUGGAACACUGUAAUCUACAUGAUCACAAGUUGCAGAUAAAUAAAGAGUUUUUGUAUGGCGAAAAUUAUAGUCAGGAUGGCAACAGAGCCUCUUGGUUGCUGUUUUUGUUUUUGUUUUUAAUGCUUUGGGAAAUGCUCAGUAAUUUCUGCUGUAACCAGAGUCUAUCGCUAACAUGGCACAGAUCCAUUCUACGCAUUACACAGAAGGUGGUGGUAGGAUUCUGGAGGCUGGAGCUUCAGACUCCAGGGACGGUUGCAGUUUUGAAUUUUCCCUGCCUGCAAAAAAUAAGUGCACCUUGGUCAAAAGAUUUUGCAAUUCCCUCUUCUUGUUUUGCUGCAUGCAGGGAGCUGUUUUACUAAGCAAAGCAUUCAAAAAUAUUUAAGCCUCACACAUAAUUUUAUCCCUGCUUCCUGCCUAACAUCCGACUUGAGGCAAUUCUGACAUCAUGUUUUCAAAGUGUGCCCUCUUUGGUGUCCAUGUGUCUAUUAGAGUCUGAAGUGGGGUGCAGAGGGCACACAGAAGAUCAUGCUGGCUACUUCUGUGGUGAAUCCUAGAAUUGUUGAGUUGAAAGGGACCCCUGAUGCCAUCUAGUCCAACCCUCCCUGCAGUGCAGGAAUCGCAGCUAAAGAAUGCAUCUUGCAACAACAACAAAACCAUCACGCUCACAUAACUUGCCACUCUGAUUUUGUGCUGUGUUUACUAUUCACACCAGCAGACGAACAAUAAUUGCUUGCAUCAAUCUGUGUUUUUAGAACACUUGGGGAAGUCUUUCAAGGUAUUUUCUAAAUCCCGAAUUCUCUUAUUUUGUCUCUUCCCUACUUAGGUCAGUCAUAAAGCCGUCAACCUUACCAGACAUUCAGGUCACGGAAGCUGAGCCCUCGGAUGGGGACGGAAUUGAUGGGGGAAUUGGUAAGAUAGGGGAAGUGAAGGAUGCUGGGGGUCCUUACUGGUGCUAAGGAGUUGGGGGUCUCCAUCUUCUGAAAAUAAUGCAAUAAUGGAGUAUAAUCCUUAUCUAUGACAAUAACUCACUGUGAAGUGUAGUAAAUCCGUUUCUGAAAGGUGUUUUUCUGGGAGCUUACCCUGUGCUAGGAGUGCCAUAAUUAUGUGUCUAAAAGGAUCAGAGCAAUCUGUAUCUCGGGUCUAAAUAUUUGUUUCAGAGUUCUCUUGUGAUGUGGAUGGUGCUGAUCCACCAAACUCUCUUUAUGUUCUUAAAAGGAAUGACUUCUCCAUACAGUUCAGAGUUAAACUUGCCACUUCCAGAUGCAGUCACAACCUCUGGCCUGGGUAGCUCUAAAGGGGGGGGUGCGUGUGACAGAGUUGUGGAGGUCAAGGCUGAUUGGCAUGUGAGGGACGCGGGUGGCGCUGUGGUCUAAACCACUGAGCCUCUUGGGCUUGCCGAUCAGAAGGUCAGCGGUUCGAUUCCCCAUGACGGAGUGAGCUCCUGUUGCUCUGUCCCAGCUCCUGCCAACCUAGCAGUUCAAAAGCACAUCAGUGCAAGUAGAUAAAUAGGUACCACUGUGGCGGGAAGGUAAACGGUGUUUCCGUGUACUCUUGCUUCCAUCACGAUGUCCCGUUGCACUAGAAGCGGUUUAGUCCUGCUGGUCACAUGACCCGGAAAGCUGCCUGUGGACAAACGCCGGCUCCCUCGGCCUGAAAGCGAGAUGAGUGCCGCACCCCGUUGUUGCCUUUGACUGGACCUGACCAUCCAGGGGUCCUUUACUCUUUACUUUUUACCUUCCUCCAUGGCCAGAGGCAGAGAGAGUGGCUGCACUCAAAUCCUGCUUGUGGACUUUGCCAGAGGCGUCUGGUUGGCCCCCGUGGAAAGCAGGAGGAUGCUGGCCUUGAGGGGCAGCCAGGCGCCUCCGAGUUCAUGAGACCAGCGUGAAACACACACACACACACACACACACACACACACACUGAGUGGUGUGGAAGAAUGAGCUUUGUUCCCCUUUUCCUUGGCAACACAGCCCUCCUCUCUUUAGAAAGGGAAUAACAGGAGUCAUUGUUAAGCAGAGUUGCCAUGGAGAAAUAAACAUUUACAGGAGAAGCGCUCUCUCCCGCUCUCCCCAUCACCCUUCGCUCUCUGAUCCGAGAUCGGCCUUCCUGUUUAACAAAACAGAAAACCACCACGUGGGUUUUGGCAUUUACAGGCUUUGUGCAAUCUGAACUGUGCGGUUCUCGCCUCUCCCCUCUUCUUUUCCCUUCCCUUAAAAAACCAAAGCAAGCCAGGCAACCCCUGCUUAGAUAAAUCAAAGUCUCAGCAUCUGCAUUGGUUCCCCUGGGAUAAGAAGCACAAAGCAACCAAUUUAUUUGGAGUUGCAGGUGCAAGCUUUUGAGUCACACAGGAUGCUUCAGUAGUCCGGGUCUUCGGGAAGGAAAUGUGGGAGAGGCAAUGCCCCAUGUUGCUGUAGCCACAAGGCCACUGUUAGACAUUUCUGCAGUAAGGAUUUUAAUCCCACUCGCUGCUUGGAAGACUAGUGGGUUUAAGGUAAAAUAGCUGAUGGAAAUUGCUGCUCAGAAACUUUUGUGCAAAGCAAAAAACAAAAACCACCCUAGCUGAGGUCUCCCUCUUCUUCCAUGCACAACAGUCAGCGGUUGAAUAUGUUUUGCUGUGUCUGUUUGGAAGCCCUGGGCCAGUUGGAAGCUGCCAGGGUACCGAUCUUGUCUAUCUGGCCAGCUGCCCUCCACAAGCAGUUGCCUUCAGCACUGGCGGAGGAAUGGGGGGGCGGGGGAGCGCAAUGCCCCCGGCACCAUCGGGGAGGGGGUACCAUUGUGGCUGCCCCCCUGAACACGGGCUACCCCCCCCACUGCUCCGGGUACUACGCCCCCGCGGGCAAUGUGCCACGCCCCCAGGAAGCACGACACCCCCCACAGGUGGUGUGCUAUGCCCCCAUGGGUAGCACUCCACGUCCCUGGGGGGCGCACCAUGCCCCCGGUGCCGGAGCAUGCAGCUUCGCCACUGGUCUUCAGCACUCCAGAGUAAAAGUGAGCCCCUUGGGCUCCAUGUUGCAGGAGAAGAUGCUUGUGGGUCACACUUAAAAAAUAAUAAUAAUGGCCUGCCUCUUUUUGCCUUCCCCAUAGCCAAGAGCAGGGCAUGGUCAGGAUUAACAGUUUUCUCUGCUGCAAAAUCUGCACACACCCGCUAAGUUUUCAGGAGCUCAUUCAGAGUAAGACCAUCACGAUUAACUGAUGUGCAGCCUAGCAAUCCAUAAUUGAGGGAUGAAAACCAGCACCAGUCCAAGCUUAAUUUUAUCUGUCAAAGAUCAGCAGGCCAUUUAUUAUUUUUUUUAAGUGUGACCUUCUGAUGCUCAAGUUUGAGGAAGUUUAAACCUCUGUGCAACAGCUUAGAAGGGAUGCCCAAAUGAAAGGAGUGUUGCUCAGCCCUCCCAGAGAACACAGCUAAGGCUGUAGCAGGAAGUUACCGUAUUUUUUGCUCCAUAAGACACACCAGACCAUAAGGCGCACCUAGUUUUGGGAGGAGGAAAACAAGAAAAAAAAUAUUCUGAAUCCCAGAAGCUAGAACAGCAAGAGGGAUCUGGCUUCUGGGAUAGCCGCGCUAAGCCUCUUCAGGGCAGCAAGAUGAAGGCUCCCUCUGCCCAAAGAGGCUGCGCGCCACUAAGGCAGAAGCCAGGAGAGGUGCUUCGCUGAAGGGGCGCUGCGCAGAGAGCGAGAGCUGCGCAGCACCCCUUCAGCGAAGCGGGUGGAGGAACAGAAGGAGCCCCUUCUGUUCCUCCUCUAGCUUCGCAGGACAGGCGCGUUGCUGAAGGAGCGCUGCGCAGCUCUCCCUCUCUGCGCAGCACCAUUUGCUCCAUAAGAUGCACUCACAUUUCCCCUUACUUUUUAGGAGGAAAAAAGUGUGUCUUAUGGAGCGUAAAAUACGGUAGGUGUAGCAUCCAAGGGGUUGAGCACAUCAGAGGCACACAUGGGCCUGCCUGGGAGCUGUAGAGCAUUUCUCGGCCUCUUUGAAUUUCCUUGCUGGUAAUGGGGUGGAGGCUGAUGGGGAAAGAGAGACACUCCCCCAAAGAGAUCCGUCCAGGACUCAUAAUGUGCCACAUGAAGGCUGUUCUUUGCCUCCAUAGUUGGCACUCGGAUGCCUUGAAGGACUGGCAGUAGUGCUCUUGACCAUUCUCUCUCAACUGAGUAGUGUCCUAAAAUGAGGACAGGAGGAGCCAGUCUCUUGGUUGCAGGCCACACCCUCCACAUGUCAGCAUAUCUGCUGAGAAGCUCUUGCAUGAGGACUGUUAAACUGUGGAACUCCCUCCCACAGGAGGCGGUGAGGUCACCCACCUAAAUGGCUUUAAAAGAGUAUUAGGCAAACUCAUGGAGGAGACGGCAACAGAAUACCAGUUGCUGGAAGCCACGGGACAGGAGAGUGCAGCUCUUUGUGCUCAAAUCCUGCUUGCAGCUUUCCCAUUGGGGCAUCUGGUUGGCCACUGUAAGGACAGUAUCCUGGACUUACCGUAUUUUUCGCUCCAUAAGACGCACCCGACCAUAAGACACACCUAGUUUUUAGAGGAGGAAAACAAGAAAAAAAAAUAUUCUGAACGAAACAGUGGAUGUAUGAUUUUUGUGGUUCAUGCUUUGGCCACAGACAUGUGAUCUGAUGGUGAAUUUGGGGUGACCCAAUGCAAAAAUCCUGAGGAUCCAUGUGGAUCUGUGCUUUGUAACCACGUUUUUGUGCCAUUGCGGCCCCAUGCAACAGUGGGUGCGUGGUUUUUUGAGUGCAGGCUGUAGCCAGGGACAUGCUAUGUGAUCUGAUAGUGAAUCCUGAGGAUCCAUGGGCUUUUACCUCCCCCCUCCUAGGCAGCCUCCUUUAUCUCUAGCGUCCCUUAUCUCUCUCUCUCUCCCGAUCGGCAAACGAUCAGAGGCUUUGUUUCAACACCCACUUCCCUCUUUCAAAAAAAGAGCAUGAUCUGCUUUUUGUCCCUGGGCAAUUUGGCUCCAGGGACCUCGCAUUCUCUCCAUAAGACGCACAUACAUUUCCCAUUACUUUUAGGAAGAAAAAAGUGCAUCUUAUGAAGCGAAAAAUACGGUAGGUGGACCCCCUUUGGUCUGAUCCAGCAGCCUCUUCUUAAGAUGUCUUUAAGAUGUCUUUCUAUUUUUUUGUUUUGUUGUUUAAUGCCACCCAGCUUGUUUCAGAUCUGAAACAGGAGCAGGCUUGGGUGGGUUGACACAUGGUGAGUUGAAAUGUGAGUUUAAGGAGCCCAUUAAAAAUGGAUUAAGAGGGAUUUCAUUAUGUUCUGGGUCCACGCCAGGAAUCUUAGAGGAACGCUUAAGGGUCUGCUUUCCGUGCCACAUCACAUUCUCAUCUCAAGGAGCAGCCGCUCAGAGGAAGCUCUUGAACAAGAGCUCUCACCCUUUUUCUAGCAGGCGAAAGGGUAAAUGCAGCCAGUUAGACCAGAGGUUGGCAACCUAAGCCCGUGGGCCGGUUCCAGCCCAUGAGCCUCCUGGAACCAGCCCACGGCUGUUCCAUGGAUUGGCGUGGGGAUUCCAUUUUUUUUCUCGGAGCCAUUUUCCCCCCCUCACCACGGGGACCGACUUCGGGUCGGAAGAGCGCCGGAAAUAGCAUGUGCUCACCUGGAGGAACACUCGUACACGUACAUAUACACUACUUCUGGCGCACUGGCGUACGUGUCCCUUGCUUCUGGCGUACAUGUCCCUUGUGCUCGGAUCCUCUCUGUGGAUCGUCCCCCCCGAGUCAUCUGGUGGGCCACUGUGAGAACAGGAUACUAGAACACAGGGGGCUCCACUGGCCCGAUCCAGCAGCCAGGCUCUUACGUUCUUAAUGUUCAGAGUUUGCAGGUUGCUGUUGUUGUUUAGUUGUUUAGUCGUGUCCAACUCUUCGUGACCCCAUGGACCAGAGCACGCCAGGCACUCCUGUCUUCCACUGCCUCCCACAGUUUGGUCAAACUCAUGCUGGCCACUUCGAGAACACUGUCCCACCAUCUCGUCCUCUGCCGUCCCCUUCUCCUUGUGCCCUCCAUCUUUCCCAACACCAGGGUCUUUUCCAGGGAGUCUUCUCUUCUCAUGAGGUGGCCAAAGUAUUGGAGCCUCAGCUUCAGGAUCUGUCCUUCCAGUGAGCACUCAGGGCUGAUUUCCUUCAGAAUGGAUUGGUUUGAUCUUGCAGUCCAUGGGCCUCUCAAGAGUCUCCUCCAGCACCAUAAUUCAAAAGCAUCCAUUCUUUGGCGAUCAGCCUUCUUUAUGGUCCAGCUCUCACUUCCAUACAUCACUACUGGGAAAACCAGAGCUUGAACUAUACGUACCUUUGUUGGCAAGGUGAUGUCCCUGCUUUUUAAAAUGCUGUCUAGAGUUUGCAGGGCAGGAGGCCAAAUUGCAAUGCACUUUAGAUCACAAUUGUUAGGGAGUUGACAUCCAAAUGACCUUGGCCUAGAAGGUUGGAGCGCGUUACAAAUGUAGCCGAAGACACCCUGAUUAGGAAAGGAGUCUGUGAAUAGCACAUUGUUGACUUCUUCUCACAGUAAAAACACUGGCUAUGGAUUUUAUCUCCGGAUAGUGGCACCACUCCAACUCACACAGGGUUGGGCUUGAUGAUCCCUGGGGCUCCCUUCCAACUCUACGAUUCUUUGAAAACCUCUAAUGAAGGGGAACAUGUUGGCUUCUGUAGCAACUAGGAACAUUGGCUGUGCUGGCAGAAUUGCAGCUGGAUCUCAGAGCAAUUCCAGGAAACAAUUUUCAGUAUUCACCCUUCCUUUGUUUUCUCUGCUUGCUGCUGAACGUCCAUAACCCUAACGCCUCACAGACACCUUCAUUUAAAACUUAACAGAAGCAUUCCAUGUCUCCAGCGUCUGCCUUCACCGAAAGCACCAGCUUCCCAUAUCCUCUUUGGGAGUCCUAAAGAUAAAGGGGUACCUGACCAUUAGGUCCAGUUGUGGCCAACUCUGAGGUUGCGGCGUUCAUUUCGCUUUAUUGGCUGAGGGAGCCGGUGUACAGCUUCCGGGUCAUGUGGCCAGCAUGACUAAGCCGCUUCUGGCGAACCAGAGCAGCACACGGAAACGCCGUUUACCUUCCCGCUGGACCAGUACCUAUUUAUCUACUUGCACUUUGACAUGCUUUCAGACUGCUAGGUUGGCAGGAGCAGGGACUGAGCAACGGGAGCUCACCCCGUUGCAGGGAUUCGAACCGCCGACCUUCUCUAGGCUCUGUGGUUUAACCCACAGUGUCACCCGCGUCCCUUUCUCAGGGAGUCUUACUCAUGUGUAAAAGGAACACAUGGAGAGGGACAAGCCCACUGAGUUUCACCCUUUGUGAGCUGGAGGGCAAACACUUCUUCAUAUUCCCCAAUUCUCUGUUGUAAAGAGAUGCUCCACACAUAAAGGAGGUUUUGUGCUUCAGUUGUUUGCCCUCCAGCUUGUGAAAGGCAGCAAGGAGGAUGGAGCUUUGCACGCUUUCACAUUGCCUUUACACAUGAGUAGAACACCAGGCUGCUUUGUGUGCAUCAUGCAAGUUCUGCUUGUUGCAAACUGAGUAACCCGCAGUAGGAAGAGUCCGUAAAAAUUGUGAGCUGGUAGCACGCCCCAUGCUAAUGUGCUUCUCUUAUUGGAAAAAAGAAGGCAAGGGGACCUGAGUUACUUGUCCCCUGAUUCUGAACAUCUUGUUUGUGGGCUUCCCAGAAGCACCUGGUUGGGCACAUGUGGCUUGGGUCUGAUCCUGCAGAGUCCUUAUCAUGCCAGAGAGGGAAGGAGGAAUUCCCAGGAGAAGAUCAUGUAAGAACAUAAGAAGAGCCUGCUGGAUCAGGCCCAUCAUCCUGUUCUUCAGUGGCCAACCAGAUGCCCGUCACACUCAAAUCCUGCUUGCCUGUUUCCCAUAAGAGCCCUCUCUCCUCUUGCAGCUUCCAGCAUUGCUGCCUCCUGGUCCUUUACCUGCAGUUCAGACCCUGUAGGCCUGUAUGUGUGUUGCUGGCUGUGUCAGACGAUGGAGUCUGGCUUCUUUUUUUUGAAAACUUUGAAAGGUACAUGUAGGGAUAAUUGCUGGGUCCGGAGGGAGGACACUCCCCACCUGCAGGCAGCCUCAGCCUGCCUGCGCGCAUGACAUUGGGGUGCGGGGCACACACCACCCCCCACAGACAAGCCACAGCUGUCUGAACAUCUUGCCCUCUGUCUGACCUUUUGUGGUCUCAGUAGUCUGCAGUGCCCUGUCUGUAACCUUUGUCUCUGAGACCUUUUGUCUCCUUCGUCAUACACUGUGCAAGGGGAAAAUGACGUGGUGGAAACAGGUGCCAAAAUAGCUUUGUACCACCUCUCAAUCUCGGGACUGGAAGAUGUGUAAAGGUCACAGCCCAAAAUGUAUCUGCCUGGUUUGCAUAUUUGUGUCAAUAAAAGGAGGCUCCACAGGGCUGGCCGGCAGCUUGCUUGCAGCUCACCUGUGCGCAGCUCACCUGCAUUAUGUCCAUCACUUCAGAUACAGGUGUUUGGAAUUUCUUUGGAGGAGGUCAGCUUCUUUUGACACACCUUUCUCCUCCGUUUCAGAUGACAACGAUCUCAAAGCCCAGCAAGAAGAAGCGCCACAGCUGAUGCGGACGCGGAGCGAUGUGGGCAUGCGCCGCAGGGGGACUCUCCGCACCCCGAGUGAGCAGCGGAGGAUCAGGAGGCACCGCUUCUCCAUCAACGGGCAUUUCUACAACCACAAAGUGAGUCUCCCAAGGAGGGUCUCCCUAAGGCGCCGGAGCAUCUUGAUCUAGGGAUGGAGUCAGGUGCAGAAUGUAGUUCUCGGUGCCUCCCAGUGAAUUGUUAAGGCAGGCAUCUUUUGUUUAGUUUUAUAUGGAAGCUAGCCUCUAUUAUUUGCUUUAUCAUGUAUUUGUGGCAUUAUGUUCCAAGGAGUUCAAGGGAGAAUAUGUGGUUCUCCCCCCACCUUACCAUAUUUCUCACUCCAUAAGACGCACCUGACCAUAAGACACGCCUAGUUUUUAAAGGAGGAAAAGAAGAAGAAAAAUAUUCUGAACAAAACAGUGGAUGUAUGAUUUUUGUGGUUCAUGCUGUGGCCACAGACAUGUGAUCUGACUGUGCAGUUUGGGUAGCCAAUGCAAAAUCCUGAGAAUCCAUGUGGAUCCGUGCUUGUAGCGUGUUUUGCAGCAUUGCGGACCCACGCAACAGUGGGUGCAUGAUUUCUGGUGCAGGCUGUAGCCAUGGACAUGCUAUGUGAUAUGAUGGUGAAUCUGGGGUGACCCAAUGUAAAAUCCUGAGGCUCCAUGUGGCUUUACCUCCAUCCCAGGCAGCCUCCACUAGCAUCCCUAUCUCUUCCGAUCCAUACCGAUCAGCUGCUUCCUUCAGCACCCCUUCCUCUUUCAAAAAAAAAAAAGCAUGAUCUGCUGUAUCACCCUGGGCUAUUUGCUCAGGAUCACACAUUCACUCCAUAAGACGUACAGACAUUUCCCCUUACUUUUUAGGAAGAAAAAAGUGUAUCUUAUGGAGCAAAAAAUACGGUCAUCCCCACAACAACCUUGUGAGGUAGGUUAGGCUGAGAGGCAAUGACUGGCCCAAGGUCACACAGUGAGCUUCGGACCAAGUGGGGGUUCGAAUUCUGAUCUCUCCCAGGUCCUAGUCUGACGAUCUAAACCUCCACCACAUUCUGGCUUUCACUUAGCAGAGUUUGGUGCCCAUGUACCAUACUUUUCCGUAUAUAAGACGAGGUUUCUUUUCUGCUAAAACAAUGUCCAGAAUUGGUGCUCGUCUUAUACAUGGUCAGCGCAUUGUUGGGAUGGGGGAUUGGUUGCUGGCGCAAGCAGGAGCUUGUCAGGGGUGAUUUGGCGUGACUGGUGGCCAUGGCAAGGGCUGCUGCCCAUAGACUGCUACUGUGGUAAUUGGGCGUGUGAUUGGGGUGGCUGCUGUCAGCGAGCGGGCAGACAAUAGGUUGGUUCGGCGACGUGCGCGAUAGCCACCGUUGGUCUGGCGGGUGAGUGAAUUUUGGCCCCCAAAAUCUCAUCUACUCUGGGCAAUCCCCCCCCCCAAUCUCAACAGCUCUGGAAAAUCUCCCCCCAUUUUCUUAAAUAUACACAGGGGCGUGUUAUACACGGAAAAAUACAAUGUGUAUAAAACUACACAAUGCUGGCAAUGUGAGAAUUCAAAAGCUCCAUAAUAUUUGCUCUGGAAUGUAUGACCAUUUCCCAGUUAAUUUUUGAAGUUCUUUAAAUAUAUAUAUAUAUAAAAUUUUAUUAAAUGUUACCAAAAGAAAAAGAAAAAAAGAAAUAGAAACAAUACAUAACCAUACAUUAAAACAUUUAUCUACACAAUUUUCCAGAAUGCAGACUAGAAAAGAAGAAAGACAAAAGAUAAAAGAAAGAAACAAGAAAAAGAAUGAAGAGAAAAAAUACUCAUCAAUUUUAUAAUAUUUUAACUAGGAUUUAUAUAUCAUAAUGUUUGAAGUAUGAAUUUGGAAUAAUUGAUUAUAAUUUUUGAAGUUCUUUGAUGCCUGUAGUCAAUCCUCUUGCCAGCAAUUGUUCUUUUCCUUCCAUCAUCUCCCCCAACUCCUCUUUCUCGAUUCGAUUUUGAUUUAAUCUUUGCAUUCUGCUUUUCCAGGAACAAAUGUUGAGCUCUGAGCGGUUCACAAGAAUCACGGCAGCAUUAAACAUCAAGAAACACUAGCAAUCCCUAUAAUAUCAAGUGCAGUAGCCUUUUAAUAAAGCAAACGACUGCAAGAAAUUAAUCAAAACAAGGAGCUCAAUAAGGUCUUCCAUAGUUUCUAAUCUGGCAUGGCGUUAGCUCCCCCAAUACCUGGCUCACACCUUCCUCUGUGCUCCUGUGGGCCUCCAGGGUUUCCGCUUGUCUAGAUCACCCUGUCCUCCAGCCUUCUGAUGGCUUUCUGCUCCUCUCCGCAGACAUCGGUUUUCACACCCGCCUACGGCUCCAUCACGAAUGUCCGCAUCAACAGCACCAUGACGACGCCUCAAGUGCUCAAGCUUCUGCUGAACAAGUUCAAGGCAAGUUUUGCUGCAACGUUUUGUACUGGCCCAAGUCUGAGCUGGGAAAGUCUCCCAGUGGUAUCCUCUCCUCCUGGGCCCCUGUCCAACUCUGGUCCAUUUCUGUGGGGCUUGCGGAGGAGGGUGGCUGUCCCCAGCCUUGCCCAGCCUCAUCUAUUUUGGACUACAACUCCCAUGUGACUCAGCUUCAUACGGCAGUGCUGGUUGGGACUGAUGGGAGUUGUAUUCCAAAAUGGUCGUGCUGCCUGACGCUGAUGGGAGUCGUACCAUGGAGAGCCCCCAAGUUGGUAAAGGCAUCUGUAGGUUGUAUAUCUGUGUCUACUUCUCGUGAUGGCACCAAUGAGCUGCCUGCUGUCACAGCUGCCUAUUCUUGGACUGGACAAACACAAACCCCUGUGCUGCAAAAUGUAACCAUCUACAAAAAUGCAAACGCAACACACUGGCUAAUAACUGUUAGUAAAUAUAUAAUCAGUUAUAUAAUCGGUCAUUCAAAAUAUAUGAAUAAGCCACUUCAAAAUGAUGUAUAUAUCAUACAACACAUCUCACAAAAUAUACAAGUAACUGCAAGUUGUUAUAUGUAUCAGGGUCAAACACAAAUGUAUUUGUGUUGCAAGCAUCAGCAGCUACACUAUCCAGUGGGCACUGAUCCACCAGCACGAUCCCCAUUAGUAUGAAUAUUUCAUUGAUAAUUAUUUGGUAUGUACCUCUUUAUAUAGGGACGUGGGUGGCGCUGUGGGUUAAACCACAGAGCCUAGGACUUGCCGAUAAGAAGGUCGGCGGUUCGAAUCCCCGCGACAGGGUGAGCUCCCGUUCCUCAGUCCCUGCUCCUGCCAACCUAGCAGUUCGAAAGCACGUCAAAGUGCAAGUAGAUAAAUAGGUACCGCUCCAGCGGGAAGGUAAACGGCAUUUCCAUGCGCUGCUCUGGUUCGCCAGAUGCGGCUUAGUCAUGCUGGCCACAUGAGCUGGAAGUUGUACACCGGCUUCCUUGGCCAAUAAAGCGAGAUGAGCGCCACAACCCCAGAGUCGUCCACAACUGGACCUAACGGUCAGAGGUCCCUUUACCUUUACCUUUACCUCUUUAUAUAUUUUGUUCUAUUGUAUAACUUACAUGCAGGUUGCUCAGUUUUGUUGUCAUUCAUUGCCUGCAAUGUCUUAUGUCCCAUUUCCAGCUGAUGAAGACUUUAUUCCAAAACAGUUGAACUAUUCCAGAUAUAAUACAUAUAACAACUUGUAGUUACUUGUAUAUUUUGUGAGAUGUGUUGUAUGAUAUAGACGUCAUUUUGAAGUGGCUUAUUCGUAUAUUUUGAAUGACAUUGUACAGUGGUACCUCGGGUUAAGAACUUAAUUCGUUCCGGAGGUCCGUUCUUAACCUGAAACUAUUCUUAACCUGAGGUAUCACUUUAGCUAAUGGGGUCUCCCGCUGCCGCCGCACAAUUUCUCUUCUCAUCCUGAAGCAAAGUUCUUAACCCAAGGUAAUAUUUCUGGGUUAGCGGAGUCUGUAACCUGAAGCAUCUGUAACCCGAGGUACCACUGUAUAUUCACUAAAAGCUAUUAGCCAGUGUGUUGUGUUUGCAUUUUCAUACUCUUGAACUGGGUCUGGAGGCUGAUAGGCUUCACUGGGGGUGGAAUAAAAUAACAUGAACAGCCCCAAAGGGCAGCCUCAGGCCAUAGAGUCUGGCUGCUGCAUGUUGACUUAGCAGGCACCCUCAGGCCCACCAAGCCUGAAACAGGAAGAAGUGGUUAGACCAGCAGAGGUUGCUGGACUCCAACUCUAGGGCUGACAGGAGCUGGAGUCCAGCAACAUCAGCCUGGGCAUCAUCUUGCCUUAUAGAAUCAUAGAAUUUUAGAGGUGGAAGGGACUCCCAACCCGCUGCAAUGCAGGAAUCACAGCUAAAGAAUCGCUGGCAGAUGGCCAUCCAAUCUCCCAUGAAGGAGAGUCCACCAUCUUCUGAGAUAGUCCAUUCCACUGUUGAACAUCUCAUACCGUCAGAAAAUUCUUCCUGAUGUUUAAUUGGAAUCUCCUUUCUUGUUGUUUGAAUCCAUUGGUUUGGGUCCUCCCUUUCGGAGCAGCAGAAAACAAGCUGUCUCUGCUAUGACAGCCCUUCAUGUAUUUGAAUAUGGCCAUGAUAUCUCCUCAGUCUUCCAUUUACCAGGCUAAACAUUCCCAGCUUAGGGCUGUCUUAAGCAUAUGCAGCGCCGGGGUGCAAAGAUCCGUCCAGCGUGCCCUCCCCCCAGGUGUGCAGAAAGGUGGAGCUGGCUGGCUCGGUCGCCCCCAAACUUGAGGCGCAUAGCUGCCAGCAGCAGAAGAGCCCACUGCGGCGCUCUGACCAACGGGUGGGCUCUUCGCCAGACUCAAUUCUCGGGCCUUGGACUCUUGGCCUGGCACUCCUGAGAGCCCGGCGACCGGGUGCCCUACACCCCUAGCACCUAUGGGUAAGACGGCCCUGGCCCACCCCCAUCCACCGUUCCUGAUAAGGCUUGGUUUCCAGACCCUUGGUUUCCAGAUCUUGGUCAACCUGAAAACCUUGUUCUGUGUAUGUGUGUGUGUGUGUGAGUGAGUGAGAGAGUGUUUUAUCUUUUCUGUGUUUUCUUUUCUCUGUGUUCAGAUUGAGAACUCAGCAGAGGAAUUCGCCUUGUACAUUGUUCACACCAGUGGAGGUGAGCAGGCUGUUAUUGUGCGCUGGUUUCUUUUAAAAAAAUAAUAAUUUUUAUUUGAUUUUACAAGCAUAAAGUUAUAGCAGUACCAAUUACAUAUCCAUAUUUAGAGAUGUUUCUGAAUCUCCAGACUUCCCACCAUCCCCUCCAUGGAUCUUACUGUCAACAUUUUCAACUGCAUGUUAUUUCAUAAUCCAUAUUUUGUAUCUCUCCAUAUUGUCCAUAGUGUCUUGUAUGCUGGUUGCAAUAGGGCUGUGGUUCAGCUAAGCAGUUAUGGAUUUAAGCUAUGGGUCACCAGCCUAACUGUGAUGCCACGGUGCAUGGGGGGCAGGAAGGGGAAUGAGUUAAGCCCACCCCAGCUGUUAACUUCGCCUGCCUCAAGCCCCCCCCCCCCCAUUUGUGCAUUUAAAACAUGUUUUAAAAUAGAUUUUAAAAAAAUAUUUAUUUGUAUACCACUAUAUCAUAAAAUAAGGGACGCUGUGGGUUAAACCACAGAGCCUAGGGCUUGCCGAUCAGAAGGUCGGCGGUUCGAAUCCCCGUGACGGGGUGAGCUCCCGUUGCUUGGUCCCUGCUCCUGCCAACCUAGCAGUCUGAAAGCACGUCAAAGUGCAAGUAGAUAAAUAGGUACCGCUCCGGCGGGAAGGUAAACAGUGUUUAUGUGCGCUGCUCUGGUUUGCCAGAAGCGGCUUAGUCAUGCUGGCCACAUGACCCGGAAGCUGUACGCCGGCUCCCUUGGCCAAUAAAGCGAGAUGAGUGCCGCAACCCCAGAGUCGGCCACAACUGGACCUAACGGUCAGGGGUCCCUUUACUCUUUACCUAUAUCAUAAAAUACCAAAGCGGUUUACAACAACAACCUAAAAGCAUACAAUAAAACCAUUAAAAUAUUUUAAAAGUUAAAAACAGGCAUCAAUUAACCAUUGUGGAAUGAUGUAUUCUUACUUGCCUGCAUAGGCCUGGUGGAAUAGACAUUUAAAGUUGGCACAGAAGGUGCCUGCUGAAUCUGCAGUGGCAGGGCGUUCCACAGGACUGGGCCAAUGACACUAAAGGCUCAGUUUCUCGUUGUUGCUAAACGAGCCUCACCAACUCAGGAAACGGCCAAUGACGCUCCUGCAGAUGGAUGAUAAAAAUAAUUUAAAACGGUGUGAAGUAGCUGGUGGGAAAACGUUUUCACAGGUAGCCUUGAGAGCUGCAAUACUUGCCCACCGAUUUGUACACUUUGGCCACAACCUCUCUUGACAUAAGGCCCCAAGAGGGAUGGGCUAUGGGUCAAUGUGGCCCUUGGGUUGCAAAACGGCCCUCACGCCAUGCUUGGAUGCGUCUCAGAAAGUUCUUGCUUGGUUGAGCUUGCCGCUGCUGCUGUUCCCCCCUCCUCUGUGUCUGGGACAACAGGGUGGAUUUAGGGGUCCCUGCAUUGUCUUCAGUGCCUUAUCCACACUCCCUGUUUCAUGCAGAAAAGCAGAAGUUAAAGGUGACAGAUUACCCACUGAUCGCUCGGAUUCUGCAGGGACCCUGUGAACAAGUUUCCAAGGUGUUCUUGAUGGAAAAGGACCAGGUGGAAGAAGUCACUUAUGAUGUGAGUUGCUGCUUUGCGGUGCAAUCCUAUUUCAGUUCGGAGACAGGCAGGUGAAAUGAUCGAGGGGUUGGUGGAGCAGCUUCCCUGUGGGGCAGCGUUUGAGGCUGGGGGAAAACUGAGGAAGAGGUGACCUGGUAGAAGCUGACAGGUUUUUCUCCCUCUCAUGCUAGAACUCCCAGGCUAAUCCUUUCAAAAGUAUGUUCUGACAAGGAUUACAAACUCAAAUAGAGAUUACAAACUCAAAUUCUGUAAUGAAUUAUUAUGUUAUACAUAUCCUUAUGAGUUUGAGUUUGUAAUCUCUGUUUGAGUUCCCUAAACAGGGCUGCCUUCAGAUGUCUUCUAAAAGUCUGGUUGUUGUCACAGUGAGGGAACUGCCAGAAGGCCCUUGGCACUGGACCUCAGUGUCCAGGCGGAACGAUGGGGGUGGAGUAUAUGUCCUUCACAUAUACUGGACCGAGGCCAUUGAGAGCUUUAAAGGUCAGCACAAACACUUUGAAUUUUGCUCGGAAACAUACUGGGAGCCAAUGUAGGUCUUUCAAGACCGGUGUUAUAUGGUCUUGGUGGCUGCUCCCAGUCAGCAGUCUAGCUGCCGCAUUCUGGAUUAGUUGUAGUUUCUGGGUCACCUUCAAAGGUAGCCCCACAUAGAGCGCAUUGAAGGAGUCCAAGCGGGAGAUAACCAGAGCAUGCACCACUCUGGCGAGACAGUCCGCGGGCAGAUUGGGUCUCAGCCUGCAUACCAGAUGGAGCUGGUAGACAGCUGCCCUGGACAAAAGAAUUGACCUGCGUCUCCAUGGACAGCUGCGAGUUCAAAAUGACUGGUCCUUCAGGGGCACAGUUACCCCAUUCAGGAGCAGGGAGUCCUCCACACCUGCCCGCCUCCUGUUCCCCCAAAACAGUACUUCUGUCUUGUCAGGAUUCAACCUGACAAGAAGUGUAGAAGUUUGUUGCAAGCGGAUAGAAAGUGAUUCUUUUAAUAGGAACAAGGAAAAGGGUUAACUUCCCCUCCUCACGGAUCUCAGUCCUGAUCCUGAUUCUCCUCCCGCCCUGGUGUUAAACAGGAGAACCGUUGACUGCCGUUUGUCCUUAAGAAAUGCACACAAUUAAAGUAGGAAGUUUCUGGGCUUCACCCAAAGCACUCCUGUUCCCCUUUGCACCAGAAGAGGGUGCUGAGGUCUGUGCAUACACAGUCGUGGGUAGCUGAGUGGGGCCGGUCCCAACCUCAAGGCAGGAGAUGUGUGUUUCUCAAGCUCUUCUCUGUGCCUGCCUCGCAGGGGUGGCGUGUUCCAUCACCUUUCUGUUUUCUUUUUGCCUCCCUCCCCCUUCCUGGGCAGGUUGCUCAAUAUAUCAAGUUUGAAAUGCCCGUCCUGAAAAGCUUCAUUCAGAAACUCAAAGAGGAAGAAGAUCGUGAAGUCAAGAAACUAAAACACAAGUAAGCUCUUCCUUCCCUGGAAUCCAGUCCUCAAAGCACAGUUCUUUCUGAAUAUAUUUUGAAGGGCCCAAUCUGGGGAUGUUACCGUGGGAAUUGCUUGAAAUGAUGCUUAAGAUGCAGAGCAGCCUUGGCCAACCUGGUGCCCUCCAACCAAGUUGGAAUACAACUCCUAUCAGCCCCAGAAUCUCCACCCAGCUGCGCUGUUGCAGCCCGCCGCUAAAGAGUUUUCUUUAUUAUUUUUAUUAUUACAUUUAUAUCCCACAUUUCCUCCAAGGAGCUCAAGGCUGCACUUCUCCCUCCUUCUUCAUGUUAUUCUCGCAACAUCCCUGCAAGGUAGGUUAGGCUGAGAGGCAGUGACCAAGGGGGGAUUCGAACCCUGAUCUCCCAGGUCCUAGUCCAGCACUCUAACCGAUACACCACACUGACGCCCCAGUGGAGAAGGCUGCUCUCUCCUCACCACAAAGGUCUGGGGUGCACACCCUUUUCCUUUUAAGCUGUAAGACACUGCUUAUUUUUCAGGUAUUCUGUCCUGCGUGUAAUGAUUGAGCAACGAUUAGAAGAGAUCUCCGAAGGCCCGGCCACAAUGUGAAGCCUUUGCCCUUGGGUGGACUUUGCUGCCUCUGCCGGGGGCCCAGAAGAGCCACGUCUUGGAGAAGAUUUGUUUGCUUGUGCUGCGACGAGCAAAGGCGGCUCUUCCUUUCUGGAGCAAAACUUGAACACAGAACCCACCUUGACCAACUGUCUUUUCUUUCCUCCAAGCUUUCCUGGAGGUGAACUCAGCGGAGACUCUCUCUUUAGCGGCGGGAGACCUUUUGAGCGCUGCUUGCUGGGGACAAAGAAGGCAGCCACCAAAGCCUUUGCCUCUUGGCCAGCCUGGACCCAGUGGACCUUCUUGCCUCUCCAGCCGGGCGAUUUUGAGGUUCUGUUGGGGGCAUCCUCUUUGCAUGCCACCAAAACGCCGCUUUAACCUUCCAAGCAAAUUCUGGCUUUGCGGUGGCAAGUCAGGGCCAGAGGAGGAAGUCUCCUCCCUUUUUUCUCUUUUGAUCAUUUCUGAGCUCUAAGUAAAAUAUUCAGAUUUCCUCUUCCCCCGUUGGGAGGGCCUAGUCUUAGUCCUACCUGCCCUUUCUCAUCCACCCAGCCGCCCAUUUCUGUGGCCUCUCCCUCUUGCUCUCCCCCAUGUUUUUAAGCUGGGCUCUCACAGACCUACAGGAUUCAGGCGCAACCUCCUCUGUGCACACCCUGUUGGAUUGCAGCCUAGGCUGCUCCUUUCUCCCUGCUGCUCAGGCAGCAAAGUCGCCCGUGGCAGCUUGGUCUGGCUAAAGCCCCUUCCAGGAGUCCCUCUUCUUCCUGGUUCCAUGGGGCCUUUGAGAUGGGGAGAGGAGGCCAGGUUUUCAUCUUGGCCCAGGUAAGGAGUGCCCAAAACUGGCUUGGGUUUGCCUGUGGCUGAGGAAGUCAACGCACAGAUACCUUCCCUGUACAGUGCCAAGGUGGGGGCAGCUGGGCUCGGGCCCCUAAGAUGCCCUGAAGGGGCCACUGUAGACCCAGGCAGCACCACUUUUCGGAGACUCUUUGGCUCAGCUGUUUGAAUGGGCUGGUGGCCCAUCUAUGCAGGCCAACAGAGCAAAUUCCCUUUGAUAAACCAUUUUUUUUAAAGGAUGGCUGUUAACCCUGUGUUGGCCUUUGCAAUGGUGCAAAGUUCCAUCAGCUUUAAAAAUGCCCAGCUUACUCUCCCAUCCAAUCAUAAAUAGACCCAAGAGCGAGUCGUGUGGGGCCUUGCUGCAGAUCUUGGCCCUCCUACGUAAAUCCUAAAUGCCUUUGUUCUCCUUCCCCUCCACCCCUUGCAACUGUAGACAUGCCAUUUUCAAGAACCUCUCCCAGUUCUACAGAUAUGGAGGCCAAGUGCCCAGGAGGUUUUGCAGGAGAAGCUCUUGGGCUUUAAAUGGACAUCGGACGUUUCCCACCUCCCUUUGAUGUGGGUUUAAAAUGGCUGGGAAAUAAUCCCUUUGCAUAAGGCGUAUGGCAAAAAUCACCUGUGGGGGGAGCAGUUUGAAGCAAAGAAGGGGGAAGGGUGUUUAACCCUCUCCCUGCCAACUGCAUUCUGCCUCUAGUUUUCAUCCCUGAGCUGGUUUUCCUCCUGUUGGGUUCCAGGCACGGUCUUAGUUGCUCCUGGAACCCCUCUGAAGGCAGGUCUUAGUUGAAGUGGGUCAGGAAAGGGUUAAGCAUCCUGUUCGCCCUCCCCCCCCUUACUAAUGCAUUCCAAAAUGAUCUCCUCCCUCCUUGAGCUGCUUUGCACUAACGUAAGUGGCCAGCAGGUAUUAACAUGUAUUUAUGUGUAAUAUGUAGUCCUGCCCUUAGUGGCAUCAGUGGAGCUUUUUUGAGAAAAGAAAUAAUAAUUCAGAAGUUUUCCUACUUAGCCCCUGCAUACCACCCCCAAAAAAGGAUUCUUUUCUAGUGUGUUGUUGCUUGUUGGGGCUGAAAUCCUGAGCAUAUUUAACACUCCCUGAGGAAGCCCCACCAAAAUUUCGUGGAACUUCCUCCUGAGUAAACCCACUUUGUAUGUCUCCCCUCUUUCUCGCUAGCUAACCCUUUAACAACUUUUCACUUCUAAAUUGCACUAGAUGGAUUGUGGAUAUUUUUUUAAGCUCCAGCCUUUUCUGUUAUUCUUUUAUUAUUAUCUAUAUGCCAAAUAUUACAUGCACAGGAAAAUAACAGCAAUAAUUUAUAUAAAUAAUAAUAAUAAUAUUUUUUGGGGGGGGGGGGAAGGAUUCUGAAAUGAACCAGCACAUGAAAGCAGCCUACUUAUGAUGCGCUUGGAAACAAGCUCUGAAGAGCACAAACAGAUUUGCAACGAUGAUUGUAGCCUGUGGGCUGGAUCCACGUUUAACUGUACUUGGAGAGUCCCACUGAAAUCGAUGGUACAGUACUUCAUUGGGUCGACUCUUAAGUAGGUCUAGGUCUGUGUCCAGCCCUGUACACCAGUGGUUCCCCCACUUUUGGGGGGGCCACCUCUCCCUUGGUUCCAUAAACUCAACCCCAAUGACCCCUCCCCUGUAAAAAGGAUUGUCCAGAAUAGCAGUUUGUGCCACCUGCUAAAGAAGAUAACUCAAAACGGUAAAAAUUGCACAUUUACCCAUAACCCAGUUAAAAGUAUUUAGUUUAAUUGAUUCAUCAGAAUUGAUGAACUUGAUCCAGUGAUACUAGCAGUGGUAAAAAUAAUAAAAUAAUUAUUAUCAGCCAUUUACACCUCUAGACACCUCCUUGCCUCUUAGCAUCUCUCCCCCCCCCCCACUAGUAACCCCACUGGGGGGUGGAACCAACCACUUUGGGAACAACUGCUGUACACUCUUUAGUCCAAAUGUACAUUUCAUUCCAUUCUUGUUCAUGGUUUCAGUCUCUGGCGGAAACUAAAGGGUGGGUCACCUUUUUAAAAAGGGCAAGUCUGUUUUUUGGGAGGGUUAUUUUAAGAACUCUUGGGAUCUAAGCAAGAGCAUCUCAGGAUUGCAAAAGCUGACUUGCAUUGCUCUGGCUAAGGGUUCGGUCUCUCACAAACAGGGAUGUGCAUCUCUUGACGGUGGGCGACUGAAAGUGUGAAACUGGCUUGUGUCGUGCGUGAGGUCAUGCGAAAUCUGCAGAGGGUCACGCCCACGCAAGAAUUUGCAACUAACCAGUGGUAAAAAGUGCAUGUCUGAGCCAGGACCUAGUGCCUGAAGUAGACACACCUUCGCAGGCUUAUGGAAGCUGUACCUGAGCAAUGGGCCAGCGUAGAGUUGCCAACCAUCUUGUGCUUUAAGGGCGAUCCUGAAGGAAUUGCACCACAGGGGGUUGGACUAAAUGACCCUCUAGGUCCCAAUCCAUGAAUAUUAAACUUCGUAACGUAAACAAAGCCCAACAAAGUGCCCUUGUUUUGGCACAGGGUUGGCUGAUGGGUGACACACCUCCGAUUGCAACUGGAGUUACCUGUGUGAGAUUUAGCAAUAAUAGAAAUGUACUCUUGACAGGAAGGACAGCAUAACGUAGUCUCUGAAAGCUGUGAACUGAGAGGGCCCCAGUUCAAGUCUUACCUCUACUGUGAAUUCAUUAGGUGCUCAUACACAAACCCCUUUCUCUGCCUCGAUGCCCCUUUUGUAGAAUGGAAGGGAGAGAAUACAGGUCUAUUUUUCAGAGCUGUUGUAAGGAUCGCAGAGGUUAUGUAUGUGGUGCGCUUUGACAUCUUAGAAUGCAGAUAUAAAUGCUACGUUUUUGGCUAAAAAGUGGAUGAACUGCUGUUUGUUUUACAUGUGUUCUUUACAACUUCCUGACAGUAGGAGCUGUUCGACAGAGGGACAAACCCCCUCAGCAGAUGGUAGAGGUUUUUAAGCAGAGGUUGGAUGGCCAUCGGUCAGGGACUCUUGAGCUAUGGUUCCUGCUUUGCAGGGAGUUGGACUAGAGGACCCCUUUCCGUCCCUUACAGCUCUACAAUUCUGAGAUUCUGUGUACUAAUCAGGCCUGUGAUUGGCCUAUGUCUGGUUCUUUUCCGGGGUCUUAUUGCACAGAUUUCUCUACUGUGUCCAAUAAUCUAUGCCAGAGGAUUUCAACCUUUUUGGGUCCAUGGCUCCCUUGACCAACUGCAGAGGGCCGUCUUACCCAUAGGCUCUAAGGGGUGCGAGGCACCCGGGCGCCAGGCUCUCAGGGGCGCUAGGCCAAGAGUCCAGGGCCCGAGAGUUGAGUACGGGAAAGAGCCCGCCUGUCGGUUGGAGCACUGUGGCAGGCUCUUCUGCUGCGGGCGGCUCUGCGCCGUGAGUUGGGAGGUGACCGACCCAGCGAGACACUGAGGCAGCCAGCCAACUCCGCCCUCCUGCGCACCUGGGACUGGGUAACUGGGGGCAGGGGCGCUGGGCAGAUCUUUGAUCCUGGUGCCGCUUAAGACAGCCCUGCAACUGCAUUCUUUCUGUGGCACCCCUGUGGGGCUCAGGAGCCCAGUUGUGUCACCCCCUUGCCUGCAGAGCUGGCAGCCCCUCACCCUUUUUCAAGCACCCCCUCUUGUGGAGUGUUCCCUCAGCCUCCUCCCCUCUCCUUGGGAGUCCUCCAGGCAGCCGCUGCUGCUUCCUAUGGUCUCUUGAGUUGCCCCCCCCCCGCCCCAAAGAGAGGUGCCUCCUCCCACUGCCCCACAGGGGCCGGGGAAGCACCCCCUGGCCAGCCCCAGAGGCAGCAUUCUCCUGGAAAGCUUGUAGCCAGGGCUGCUGCAGCAAACAGCUGUGCAAGCCUUUGGGAGGCAGAGAUGCGAGAGGGCAUCAAAGGAGGGAGGGAAGGAAAGAGGGACAGAGGGCAGUGUUGCCCAUGGCACCCCUGACCAUCAUUCAAGGCGCCCCAGGGCAGCAAGGCACACUGGUUGAAAACCACUGCUCUUUGCAUCCAUACCCAGCCUCCUGAAGAGGGGAGAGUUUUGUCGCAAGGCGCUGCUUACGACCAUCCUCCCUCUGCUCCAAGGAGCCCAUACGGCUGGCUCUUAUUUUGGAGGUGGGCAGGAGAUGUCUUUUGAUGCUUCCAGCCCUUGCCUUCCUAGGGGCCAGCAGGCCUUGGGGGAUGAAAGUCCUCGUUGCGGUUUCUAUGCCAGAGCACAGAAAACUGUUCAGAGAAUUUUCAUAGCGUUGGAAGGUUAACCCCGGAAGCCAUUUAGUCGAUGAGGGCCGCCCACUGCCACCAUCCAAGGCAGCCUUGCCUCAUCAGGAAAGUCUUCCUAAUGCAUAGUUGAAAUUAUUGUAGGUUGAACCCAUUGACUUGAGUACUGCUCUCUGGAGGAAAUAAAUUUUGCUCCAUCAUCUAUGUGAUAAGCCUCCCAAAUAUUUGAAGAUAGCUGUCGUGUCACCUUAAUAAUCUCUUACCCAGCCCAAAAUGUCUCCUAGUGCGGCUUUUGCAAAUGAAAUCAUUGGCUAGGAAGAAAAGUCCCUCUCCCCACUACCAGACAAAAAAAAAGUUGUGCCAAAAAAUUGCUCCUAGGGCCUAGUUCAGAUCCGAAGUAGAACCCAGUGGCAGUGCUUUUCCUGGAAUGUACCAUUUCAGGCUGGAGGGGAGUUGCGUCUUUGAAUGAGGAACACACAUGGACCAAUAGCACACUGGGCAAAUGAGUAGGUGGCCUUCUGGCAUGCUACAUGUGUUGUGAGUUUACCAGGUGGAGGAGGAUGACUAAGAUUUGCAAUGGCCACACACACCCUUGAAACUGAAUUGGUCCUGUCCAGAAACGCUUUACCACUCUACACUUCGGAACAUGCAAGUUGGCUUUAAGCUGUUCUUAAAGCUUUCCCCCCUUAGAUCUGUGUUUACAUCGCGGCUGACUUAAGCUGUGGCCCUCCGAUGCAGGCUCGACUCCGAAUCCCAUCAUCCCUGGCUGUUGGCCAUGCUGGCUGGAGCUGAUGGGACCAGGAGCUGAUGGGACCAGGAGUCCAACAGCUCCUGGAGGGCUGCUGCAAGUUCUCCACUCUUAAUCCACGGGGUUUCACCUGCUUCAGACAAUAUAUUUGUUGCUUGGUAAGAAUAAAUUGCAGUUUCCAUUCUGAACAGAAUUGGUACCCAUUUGUUCUAUCAGUGCUGUGUGCUACAUUUCUGGAGAAUCUGCUCUGCAGGGGUCCUUUUCUGGAAAAGCUUCUGUUGGGAGGCUUCCAUCAGGCGAAAAGGGAAGUAUCCUGAGGCUUUGAGCUUGCAGGGCACAAAGUUAAUAAGCAUCCAGGGAUGCGUGAGUGUAUGGAUGCAUGUGCGUGGAAUUUCCCCCACAACCCCUAGUGAGAAAGCAGCUGUUUUUGCUGAGCUGAGCUAGCAAUAUCUUGAUCUGUCAUUCACAUGCAAUAAUACUUGGUAUCCCAAGUCUUCCAUCAUCAGCAGCGCUAUCUUCAGAAUUUAUGUUUAGCUGGAUUAAAAAAAACACACCUUUUUUUAUCCAUGGAUCUCUCAAAGGCUUGUGCUGUGGGGGGAGAGGUUUGGACCAUGGAUUUCAUAAAACCACCUUGUGAAUACCACUUUAUAUAGUAUGAAGCACAUGCAACUAGAUUAUUUUGUUUUAAUUAAAGCACUUUGUCAAUAGAAAUGCAACAGUGGUCCUCUGGUUUUAUUCAAUUGUUGUGGGAAGAAAUUGGGGAGAAUGAAAUGAGGGCACAGUUUGGAUCUGAGAUCCCCACAGCUCUGGAAGGUUUGGGGUUAUGUGAGGACAAAGUUGAAGGCGGGAUAGGGACCGACUCCCUGAAACUCUACAGUGUUCUUCUCAAUAAACUUUUCCUUGUUUAAGAUAUGCCUCUUUGC
Podarcis lilfordi (Lilford's wall lizard) is the source of this 44938-nucleotide messenger RNA. The record is from the annotation of a GenBank genome assembly. Lineage: Eukaryota; Metazoa; Chordata; Lepidosauria; Squamata; Lacertidae.